AUGGUCAGCUGAGGCCUUACUUUGGGUAUCCCAGGUUGGUUGGGUGGCUACCAGGGAAAAGUCUUUUCUGUCAUCAUGCCCUGACUUUGGAACACCCUCCCCAAACAUGUUUACCUGGAAACCACUUUUUUAAUACACCUUAGGUACAAGUUGCUUUGCUGCUCAAGGUCUUAAUGGAAUAUCAUAAUGCUGCUUAUAAUCUAGAUGCUGCUCCACUGAUUUCAGUUGUUCUUAAUUGCUUUGCAUAUUUUUCUUGCAUUGAUUUAAUCUCUUGGAAGUUGCCUUGCACACUUCUUCUUCUUCUUAAUAUAUAAAAGUAUUUUUAUAUAUUGCCAGUUCAUACAAUAUAAUCCAGUGACAUACAACACUGUAUACAAUAAAAUAUAAAAGACCAUAAAAACAGUAAAAAAUGAUCCUUAAAAUGAGUGGCUGCUCCAUUUUUAACAGUUACAUGUGCCUAUGUGCAUAAAAAGGGUCUUUUAAGAGAUGCCUGAAAUUAAAAAGUGAGGGUGCUUGCUGACAUUCUGCUGGAAGGGUUUUCCAUGGGCAGCACUAAAUGUCUGACUUUUGGUAGAAGCCAGUCAGGCCUGUAACAUGAAGGACAGCUAGCAAUAUUCUUGUAGGUGAUCUCAGUGUGAUCAAACUGAGAGAUUAAAGCUCAGGCCAUCCCUAAGGUGUCUGGACUCAGGUUGUUCAGCUCUUUAUAUAGGAACACAAGGGCCUUAAAUCUAACCCUGUGCAGAUAUUGUAGCAAAGGUGUUAACAUGCUGUCGGCAUUCUGCACCACACAUAUCCUCCAAUAUUUCUCCGAUGAAAAUAGGGAGAAACGAUAAUUUUACUAUUUAUACUCCACACAACUUACUGGGUCGCCCCAGCAGCUCUGGGUGGCUUCCAACAUAUAUAAAAACAUAGUAAAACAUUUAACAUUAAAAAAACUUCCCUAGACAGGUUUGCCUUCAGACAGCUCGGAGGGUUGGAUAACUCCACACCCUCCAACGUUUCUCCAGUGAAAAUAGGGGCAUCCUAAGGAAAAGUGGAACGUUCCAGGAUCAAAUCAGAAACCAGAACGGCUUCUCUUAACCAGGCACGCCCCUGGAAAAUAGGGACUCUUGGAGGGUCUGGAUCCAGGGGCAGCCCCACAUGGAAAGCACAUCGCAGUAGUCCAGCUGCAAGGUUGCCAAUGCAUGGGUUGUAGUGGCCAGGUUAUGCCUGUCCAGAUGAGGCAUAUCAGGACUUAAAGCUGUUUUGGAUCUAAGGUGGCACCUCUCUUUCCUGUGACACGUGAAGCUUGACAGCUGUUCUGUCAACCGACUUUUAGCUGAGUUGCCUUCUGUGGUAUCUACAGCCUUAUCCCAUGUUAGUUUACCAAUAAGUAAACUCGAGUCUUGUUUGUGGUCUUCCCAAAGGCAUUUAGUCUGCUGCUGUGACAGCAGGGCCUGUGGGCUGAUCUAGCAGGGCUGUUCAUAAAUUCUCAAGAAAGCCCUAUUAUAAUCAAUGGAGCUUGUUCCUGAGCAAAUAGUGCAUUGGAAUAACAGAAUCAUCGAACUGUAGAGUUGGAAGGAACUUUGAGGGCCAUCUAGUCCAACCCCCCGCAAUGCAGAAAUCUCAGCUAAAGCCUCCAUGACACCCCCCUCUGCUUAAACACCUCCAAGGAAGCAGAGUCCACAACCUCCUGAUGGAGCCCAUUCCAUAGGCUAGGUAGUACGACCACAUAAUGGAGUAAACUUCUUUGAACUAAGUGGGCUUUAGUUUUAUUAUUUAUUACAUUAAUUCCACCUUUUCCCUCCAAGGAGCUCAAGGUGGUGUAAAUUGUUCCCCCUCCCCUUUUAUCUUUACACCACCACCAACUGGCUAAACAUCUUUCUGACGGCAAGAGCCAUUAGACAGUGGAACGGUCUCCCUCAUAAUGUGGAGGACCCUCCUUCGCUGGGGGUUUUUAAGCAGAGGUUGGAUAGUCAUCUGUCCUUGAUACUUCAGUUGAGAUUCCUGCAUUGCAGGGGGUUGGACUAGAAAACUCUCAAGGUCCCUUCAAACUCUACAAUUCUAUGAUUAAUUAAGUAGGUUAGGGCUGAAAGACUGUGACUGGCCCACGGCUUCAUGGCUGAGCAGGGAUUCGAACCCUAGUCUCCCAGGUGCUAAUCCAAUACUCUGAUCAUUCUACCACACUGGCUCUCAGAGUAAACAGGCAUUAGGAUUGGGGUUAUACUGUAACAUGGAAGGUGGGUGAAUAGCCAGGGAUGAACCAGAUGUCAAGCCACACAUGCCCUUAUAGGAGCUUCCAAAGCUUAGGUUAAUGCACAGUGGUACACUUUACCUCCCCUCAAAAAGGAUAUUAUGGAUUUGGAAAAAGUUCAGAAAAGGUGAUAGAGUGACUCUCCGAUGAAGAAAAGUUGCAGUGUUUGGGGGUUUUUAGUUGGAGAACAGGCAAGGAAGAGGAAACAUGGUUGAAGUUUAUAUAAUUAUGCAUGGCCCAGAGAAAGUGGACAGACAAAGGUCCCCCCCCCUUCAAUAAUCUUUCAAUAACAUUAGACCUCGUGGGUAUCCGAUGAAGCAGAAUGUGAUAAGAUUUGGGAGUUCUUCCGCCUGGCCUUUGGCUUGGAAUUAAUUGAUCCCCUCCCCCUUUUUCCUUCUGUGAUGGAACUCCUAUUUGGGGACUUCCCUGGCUUUUUCUGGCCCACGUAGGACCAGUCUGGACAGGUGGCCUUGGUGAAGAUUUGACGUUUUCAUCCCCAAAAAGAUUCUGAUUUGAGUUUCUAUUGAAAUGAGGCUGAUUUUAAUGUUGUAUUUUAAUCUUGUUUUUAAGUUGUAUCUUAAUCAAUUGUUUUAUAUCUGGUGUUAGCCGCCCUGAGCCUGGUCUUGGCUGGGGAGGGUGGGGUAUAAAUAAAAUUUUUUAUUAUUAUUAUUAUUACAGUCAUACCUUGGGUUAAAGUAGCUUUGGGUUAAAUCUUUUCAGGUUGCGUCCUGCGGCGACCUGGAAGUAACGGAACGGGUUACUUCUGGGUUUUGCCGCUCGCGCAUGUGCUCAAAAUGACGGCAUGCGCAUGCGCAGAAGCGGUGAAUCGCGACCUGCACACAUGGGUUGCGUUCUGCUCAGGAUGCGAAUGGGGCUCCAGAACGGAUCCCGCUCGCAUCCAGAGGUACCACUGUAUUAUAAAAGGGCUUUUCGCAGUGCAUAAAUAAACUAUGGAACUCCCUCCCGCAGGAGGCCUUUAAAAGGGGACUAGACAAAUUCCUGGAGGAGGAGAGGGCUCACAGGAAGAGCGCGUUGCUCUUGUGCUCAGGUUCUGCUUGCAGGUUUCUGACAGGCAUCUAGUUGGCCACUGGCAGAACAGGCUGCUGGCCUGGGCGGGCCCUAGUCCUGCGGGGGGGGGAUGGGGGAAACCCGGCAGCUCCACUGCGCAGGCGCAAAACAGCUCCCGGUCCGUGGACGUCGUUCGCUGCCAUCUCAGCCCCCGGAAGGAGCCGAGAGCUUCCGAUGAGAGCCGAGCGGCUCCGGAGGUUUCCCCGACGAAGCGCAGCUCCCUCGGCUCCGCUCGGGGGCGGGCGCCCCAGCGGCGGUGGGCGGUGCUGGGAGAGGGGCGGUCUAGCGGCCUCCUCCUCCGCCUCCUCGGGCAGGUAGGAGCGCUUCCUGGUGUUGGCGGGCGGCCCCCGGGCGGCGGCGGCAGCGAGGCCCCCACACCCGCCCGCGGCGGCGGCGGCACCUGCCGACAAGGCUCGGUCGGGGCCGAGAGCGGAGCCGGCAGGUAGGCGCCGCCGCGAGGGGAAGGCGGGCGUGAGGGAGCGCUGCCCGGAGGAGAAGCCGCCGCGGCCCCCGCGCCUGUGAGGGGCCAGUUUCCCUCAGGAGAAGCGGGGGGGGGGCAGCCGAGCGGGACGUGUCGGGGGAAAGGGGGCGCCGCCGCCGCCGCCGCCGAGGGGAUCGUUUCCUUGUUGGGCCGCCCCGCCGCCGGCCACCUUCAGGGGCGGUGACGCCGCCGCCGCCGCCGCCGCCCUCCUCGCGCCUCCUCCGAGAGAGCCACGGCCGCGAACCGGGCUGCCGCGCCCCGCCAUGUCAGCGGAGGAGGCGGCGGCGGCGGCGGCUUCCCCGCGGGCUCCGUGACGGGGCUGGAAGGCAGCAGCAGCGCUGCUUGAAAAGGAAUGUCGGUUUAUUUAUUCUCCGCCUUUUCCCCUGACAAGGACUCAGCUGACCGCUUACCCACCACGUCCAAGCAGCUGCUUUUAAAUUUUAUUGUAGUUGUUUUUAUUUCAUUAAUUUAUACACUGCCUUUUCCCCCAGACCACAUGUCCUCCCGACCUGUCCAAGUGGGAUGUGUGUGGUCGGAGAUGCCUGGAAAAGAGCACCUUUUUUUAGAGCAAUUAAUUAUUAUUACAUUACAUACUUAUUUGUACUCUGUCUUAUUCGCUGUCAGGGAUUCAGUUGACCACUUCGCUGCUGCAGCCAAGCAGCAUGUUUGUGUGUAUGUGGCUGGAAGGAAGCUGCUGCUGCUGCUAUUUUUUAAUGACAAUUUUAUUUUAUUUUAUGAAAUUCAUGUACCACUUGAUUGUAGAAAAAAUAACACCCUCAAAGCAGUUCACAACUAAAAGAUAAAGCAAUACAGUGGACACUCGGGUUGUGAAUGUCAUCCGUGCAGGAGGCACGUUCGCAACCUGCAGCGCCGUGUCUGCACGCGCACAGGUUGCGAUUUGGCGCUUCUGCACAUGCGCAAAGCGUGAUUUGGCGCUUCUGCGUGAGCACCAAAACCCAGAAGUAACCCAUUCCAGUACUUCCUGGUUUGGCGCAGUGUGCAACCCAAAAACGCGCAACCUGAAGCGUCUGUAACCCGAGGUAUGACUGUACAAGGAUCGCUAAAGAAAACAUUAUCUCCAUGAUUUAAUAUACACAGGUUAAAACCACUAUAGAACAGACUGACUAAAACAAAUUAAAAUUCAAUUAAUUAAUAAAAUUAAUAUAUCUCUUUAUUGUAGGGAAAAAACACUAAUCAGUUUAAAAAUGAUAAAAUCAUCACUAAAAUGUUUUCUUACCUCCAUAAUUUAAAACAUAACAGAAUUAAAUCUACAAACUUUCCAAACAUCUGGGUAGGCAAUAAUAUAUUUAUAACCCUGCUCCCCGACCAGGGACUUAGUUCCUCCACUUGUUGACAUAUCUGCCGGGCCUUGUUUCUGCACACUUUUGUGUGAAGCACUAUAAAGCAGGGUGGUUGUUUUUCUCCUGAGCUGACACUGUUUGGGUUUUUUUGGUAGGAAGGUGCUAAGAGAGGGUCAUUUGUAUUUGGGUUUUGAUACAGAGGGAUCCCACCCUGUCCUCUACUGCUUUGCUGCAUUCUAUCAACUGUGUGUCCUCCAGUCCACACUGGCAAAAAAACCCCCUGGAAAUGGGUACUUACCUGUGAACUUCUGUUUGAAGAGUGGACUUUGGGGACCACAACAUUCACUCACCCCUUGAGUCUUACGGAGUGUGGGGAUUCAUAUGCUUUCGUCCUGGUUUGGAAUGGAUGAAGAUGGAAUGGUGGUGUUACGUCUGCUCUCUCUCUGGGCAGUGAGGUGCUUGGGAUCAGGCCUCCCUGUUGCACUAGGGGAGAGAGAAAACGGCUAUGAGUUCCCUUAGUAGUCUUGUCUCCUGAGCAGCAGCAGCAAUAGACACUGCAAGGAGAACAGCCCACUUCUCUGGUGGCUGCUCUUUGCCGCUUGAUCACCCACCAGAGAAGCAGUCAGUUCAGCCUGCCACCCAGGGCAGGGCUCCUUCUAACCACCACUCCUCUGCCUUUAUGUGGUGGUGGUGAGGAGUGCUGCUGCCUGCACAGGUGACAUCACAUUAUGUCACAGAAGGAGUGGGGUGGCAACAACAACAACUCCCAGCAACUCUUCUGUUGGUAGUGGUGGUUACUGUGCCCUCAGUGGCCACUGCUUGUGGUUUGUGCUUGUGUACCCCUUGAGUUGCUGACCCUCAACAGCUACCUGCCAGUUCAGACCUCUGGCAGUAGUACAGUGGUACCUUGGGUUAAGUACUUAAUUCGUUCUGGAGGUCCAUUCUUAACCUGAAACUGUUCUUAACCUGAAGCACUACUUUAGCUAAUGGGGCCUCCUGCUGCUGUCGCGCCGCCGGAGCACGAUUUCUGUUCUCAUCCUGAAGCAAAGUUCUUAACCUGAAGCACUAUUUCUGGGUUAGCGGAGUCUGUAACCUGAAGCGUAUGUAACCCGAGGUACCACUGUACUGCCUGAGUGAGUUAAUGUACUCACCCAGUCUUGGAAGGGGAGGAAUGCUUGUGUCUCUGCCAUGCUCUGUGUUGGUAGUAGUUUUGAGAUGUAUCCUGCAGGUGGGGAAAGCCAUUUUGAAUAAUUAUCAUGUUAGAAAACCACUACAAGUAAGCAAACCUAGAACAUCAGAGAUAAAGAUCCAAGGCCAACCGACUCACUAGGUUUGGUUAGGUUUCUUCUAUGGAGUAUUUUGAGUAAGGGCGGUCCCCUCUUACCCUGCAGACUGGAUGGUAAGGUAAAAAAGGUAAAGGACCAAUGUACGGGUAAAGGUAAAGGGACCCCUGACCAUUAGGUCCUGUCGUGACUGACUCUGGGGUUGCGGCGCUCAUCUCGCUUUAUUGGCCGAGGGAGCCGGCGUACAGCUUCCGGAUCAUGUGGCCAGCAUGACUAAGCUGCUUCUGGUGAACCAGAGCAGCGCACAGAAAUGCUGUUUACCUUCCCGCAAGAGCGGUACCUAUUUAUCUACUUGCACUUUGACAUGCUUUUGAACUACUAGGUUGGCAGGAGCAGGGACCGAGCAACGGGAGCUCACCACGUUGCGGGGAUUCGAACCGCCGACCUUCUGAUCGGCAAGUCCUAGGCUCUGUGGUUUAACCCACAGUGCCACCCGCGUCCCUCCAUGUACGGUUAUGUCCAGUCAAAGGCAACUAUAGGGUGUGGCGCUCAUCUCGCUUCAGGCCAAGGGAGAAGGUGUUUGUCCACAGACAGCUUUCUGGGUCAUGACUAAAUUGCUUCUGGUGCAACGGGACACCAUGACGGAAGCCAGAGCACACAGAAACACUGUUUACAUUCUCACAGCUGCCAUACCUAUUUAUCUACUUGCACUGGUGUGCUUUUGAACUGUUAGGUUGGCAGAAGCUGGGACAGAACAACGAGAGCUCAUACCCGUCGUGCAGAUUCGAACCGCUGACCUUCUGAUCAGCAAGCCAAAGACGCUCAGUGGUUUAGACCACAGCGCCACCUGCUCCCUACAGACUGGAUGGUGUUAUCCAUUCAGUCACUUCAUUCUGCCACAUGUGUAGACACAGCUGUAUUGACUAGACUAGCAUACAUUUGACAACAACAAUAAGUAGAACCUGCAAAAGAAUGUUGCUAUGUGGAGUUCUUCUGUUUACUGUUCCAGUUAGUUAAAAAUGUCAUUCUCCAUGAUACUCCAUUCUGUUCACCUUCCCAUCUGGCUUCUGGCUUUUCUCUCUCUGAUCUAUGACCACUGGGCAUAACCAUUCUUGGUCUGUUUGUGGGGUUCAGCCAGGGUGGAUUUGAUUUAAAUCAAAUCAGUUUAAAUCACGAUUUUAAAAGACUCAUUCUUGCUGGUAUAAUCUUAAUAUGUAUUUACACCUAGAUGAAGGUUUCAUUUUUGGAAUAAUAAAUUUUCUGAGUAGUUUUUACAGUUACUGUAUAUCAAAAAUUACUGAUUUGGUAAUACUAUUAAAAAUACAUAGAUCAUUAUGAAAUUAUUGUGAGGUUUAAUAAGUUAACUGUUUAGACAACUUUUCUGCUGUACUUUAUUGGAAGGAGAAAAAUAAUAAUUUCCUUAAUAACAAUUUAAACAAUUUAAUUAAAGCAAUAACAUUAUAGCAUAUGUAUCCAUGUUUGUUAACGGGUGUGGUUAGACUUUAAAAAAACAUAACUUUGAGUUUUAGCACACGUGAAAAACGUAAAACAAAUCCUUAUUUCCUGAUGAAUAGCCUUUGGACUAUAAUGUAACUUAAAUAGAAAACUAUCUGUAGAAAGGUUUUUCCUCCAAAAGCAUUUUAUUUUAAAAUUCUGAUUAGAAAAAAUAAAUAAUCCUAUUUAAAUAACAAACUUUUUUUUUAAAAAAAAAAGCAUUAAUUUUUAUCCACUCUGGGUUCAUCCUCUUUAGGGCUUUUUCUUAAAUAUUUUCUGUACUUCUGUAAACCUUGGGAUUCCUUCAAAGUAGCUGAUAACUCCUUCAUGUGCAAGGGUGGUGCUGUUUUGGCUACAUGAACAAUGACACGCCUCUUCCUGUAGAGGAGUUUGUAUAAACAAGCCCGAUAACAAAAUGUUGCAGUGUAGCCCUGAUUCAUAUAUUCCUCAAGCCUGUGGUUCGGUGUGUGUGUAUGUUUUACUUCAUUAUCAUUUUUUAAAGUUUUUGAACAUUUAAAAGUGCAGCAAGUCAACAGCGCACAAGACUUCUGCAUGCAACUGAGUGCUUGGUUUGAACAUAUAACCACUCCAGGUUUUAUUUUACUGAGGGCUGGGACACUCAUUGUCUUCAAAUUCAGUCCUUUAUUCUCCUUUCUAUAAGCAUUAACUUUUAUAUGCAAAAAGUGUGUGGGCGCAAGCUGUUUGGAGUGGUGCUAAAUCUGCCCCUGGUGAUUGCGCCAGUUGACAAUGAAUUCUGCUUCUGUUUGAUCACACUCAUAUGUGACAGAAAGUCAGAAACUGGGUGUUGCGGAUUGUAAUUUUCAUACAAUACCUUUAGGGACAUAACACCCAUGUAAGCAAAAAUACAGGUUUGUGCCCAUACAGUCUAAAUUUAGAUCAUGGGUGGGGUGAGAGAAUAAUAAAAUAGGAGGUGAGAGAGACAGAGGCAAGAAGGGUGCAUGUAAGCUGUGGGUAGUGUCAUUUACUGAAUAUGGCGCAAAGGCAUAAUGAGGUAUAUGUAUAACACGUAGGCAAGUCUGCUGUGGUGCUAGGGGCCAUAAGCAGGUGAUAUAUUCCUAUAAUGUUUUGCUUCCAUUCCUGUGAUAUUUUUCACAUACAUUUAAGGAUUAGAUUGGUGAUCAGGCCAAAUGAGGAGAACUGGUGGGCCACAUUAGGCCCAUAGGCUGCAGUCUGUCCACCAUUGGUUUGGGCACUGCGACUGCAAAGACCUUGUCUCAUGUUGCACUUCUGAUAGUGGCAGGAUAUGAAGCAAAGCCUCUUGCUGAAGAUCUGAACAUCUGUUUCUCAGGCAGCGCUGGAUCCAAAUAGAUUCCAGGGCUGCAACAGUUCUUUUUUUAUCAUUCUCUUCUAAUCUUAGAUGGUGUGUUGAUGUGCUCCAGGUAGUCAGUCUGAUUUAAGCCACCUUGUAAUAACCCAUUUGGUUACUGAACCGCUGAUAUAUUACAAGUGAACUCUUUAUUUACUGUGUUUGCUAUUGUUUAAGAUAAAACCUAUUUGGGAAAGAAACUACUUUUGCCAUUUUUAUGAACGUUUAGUGUUUGUUUACAGAUGGUUGCCUUGGUGGUAUUAUCUUGUGUAAAUUAUCAACAGUUUUUGAGCAAACAGAUAAAUAAACGUCAUAUUUAAGCACUUGCCUGGUUGCAGUAGGUGAUGCUCCAUCCCUCUUCUGUGCACAAAAUAGUAACCAAAUGGGCCAUGAGAGGAAGGAAGCACCAUCCUCAGUGCCCAGCACUGAAAUGCAAUGGGCAAGAAGGGUAGAGCCAUCUCAUAGCAUCCAUGUAAUUUUUGUGGGUGUGUUGGCAAGACUGAGGUAAACUUACCUUUGUAUGAUAUAAUUAAAAAUAAGCACAGUCAAUUCACUUUGUUCAUUAGAAUGCAGUGGUUUUUAUAUUGACUUUCUGUUUACCAGACAAGGGUGGGUGGAUUGAAUUUUGAAGGAGUGAAAUGUGAAUUACUGGUUCAACCGUAAAACAGCUCUAGGAUGAUCAAAGCCAGUGUAUACCUUGACAGCAGAUAAUAACAGCCUGCAUGAAGAAGGUCUAGCCACUUAGCUUUUUGAUUCUCAUAUAUCCUAGUUGAAGUAAUGCUUGUUCCAGAGUGCUAUGUUUACAAGUGUUUUUAACAAAAGGGUAAGCCCUCUCAUGGAACUGCUCAUAAGAGAGCCUGCCUUGCUACUGAAUCUAUAGGCAUUCUAACACUGCUGGCAUAAUGAUAUUGUCUGAAUAUUUUAUUUAGGCUUUGUUCACUACUUGAAAUCAAGUUUUGUACCACAUUCUUUUAUUUAUCUAUUUCUGAGUACAGUGGUACCUCCGGUUAUGAACUUAAUUUGUUCUGGAGGUCUGUUCUUAACCCCAAACUGUUCUUAACAUGAGGCACACUUUUGCUAAUGGGUCUCCAUCUGUCGCCGUGCCGCCGGCGUGUGACUUCCGCUCGCAUCCCGGGGCAGUGGUCGCAACUAGAGGCAUCUACUUCUGGGUUAGUGGAGCUCGUUACCUGAAGCAUGCAUAAGGAGGACGGUUUGUAACCAGAGGUACCACUGUACAGAUAUGUACUUUCAGAAUUACAUGUAUUGAAUUAUCAUGUAUUGUUAAUACCUGCAAAAUUAUCUGUUCCUAUUUGCUCAACUUUUCAUUUCUUCUCAUCUGGAAAGUUAAAAGCGAAGACUGUAGUAUCUAUUUGUAAAAUAUGUAAACAUUCACCACCUGCUGGGGCUGCCAUUUCGAAACCAGAAGUUAGCUAUCAGAAAAUGUCUUAACAAACAAACAAACAAAAUCCUUCCAGUAGCACCUUAGAGUCCAACUGAGUUUGUUAUUGGUAUGAGCUUUCGUGUGCAUGCACACUUCUUCAGAUACACUGAAACAGAAGUCACCAGACUCAGAAGGGUGGUGGGAAUGGGUGAUUGGCUGAUAGGUGUGGUAAACCUGUUGACAACUGUUAACGACUGCAGUUGGUCUUACAGGAAAAAGCAAAGGGUGAGAUGGCUAAAAAUAGCUUUAUCAUGUAUAAUGAGAUAAGAAUCCAAUGUCUCUAUUCAGACCAGGUCUCUCCAUGGUUUUAAGUUUGGUAAUAAGUUGCAAUUCAGCAACUUUUCUUUCCAGUCUAUUUCUGAAAUUCUUUUGUAAUAAGACAGCUACUUUGGGAUCUUGUAUAGAAUGUCCUGGGAGAUUGAAGUGUUCUCCUACUGGUUUCUCUGUCUUGUGAUUCCUGAUAUCAGAUUUAUGUCCGUUUAUCCUUUGGUGUAGUGUUUGGCCUGUUUGUCCAAUAUAGAGGGCUGAAGGGCACUGUUGGCAUUUGAUGGCAUACACAAUGUUAGAAGAUGAGCAAUUAAAUAGCCCUGAGAUGGUAUGUUUGAUGUUGUUGGGGCCAGUAACGGUGUUGUCUGGGUGUAUGUGGCAGCAAAGUUGGCAUCUGGGUUUAUUGCAGGCUCUGGUACCAGUGUCCAUGUUAAGUCUGGUUGCUGUAUUAUUGUGGGUGAGGAGUUGUUUAAGCUUGGGUGUCUGUCUGUAAGCAAUGGAAGGUCUUCCCUCCCAGAGCUUGAGAAACAGAACUCUCAUUGCCUAGGAGAGGUUGUAGAUCUCUGAUGAUGCAUUGAACUGUUUUAACUUGGGAGCUGUAUGUGAUUAAUAGCAGUAUUCUGUUACUUUCUUUUUUGGGUCUGUCUUGCAGCAAGUUCUCUCUGGGUAUCAGUCUGGCUCUGUUGAUCUGUUGUUUAACUUCAUCAGGCAGAUAUUUUUAGUUCUAAAAAGGUUUGCCGUAGAUCUCUUAGGUGAGAGUCUCUGUCUGUAGAGUUGGAACUGUAAUGUAGGGCCUGGCUAUGUACAAUGGAUUGUUUCGUAUGUUUGGGAUGGUAGCUAGAAGCGUGUAGAUAUGUUUGUCAGCCAGUUGGUUCACGGUAUAAGGUGGUGUCUAUACACCCACCCUGUAUUUUUAUAGUAUUUCUUGCAUAGAUUGGUUCGUUGUUAGGUUGAUGGUGGGGUGAAAGUCAUUGAAUGCCUGGUGGAAGGUGUCCAGGGUCUGUUGACCAUGUUCCAGAUAAUAAAAAUAUCAUCAAUGUGUCACAGGUACAAGAGAGGGUUGAGUGGGUAGGAGUUUAGGAAAUGUUGUUCUAAAUCUGCCAUGAAGAUGUUGGCAUACUGUGGGGCCAUGCGGGUGCGCAAUGGUGUGCUGUGCUGUGUUUAUUGAGGCCUAUCGUUCUUGAGAUUUCUGAGAAAGUGUGCCACGGAGAUAUUUUUCAUUUCUCAGGUAAUUCACCAGGCACCACUUUUUUGGAAUUCAGCAAUUUCUGAAUUUCACUCAAAUCCACUGUUCAAAUCCAACACAAUGGUACUAGCAAUUGCACAACCCAGAAAGGGUGAUGAAGGAGAGUCCCCAAACUACCUUGGACUUGGUACUGAGCUGUUGAGGAGGGAGUGCCAGCCUCUUACUGCCUCCUGGACCAUGCAGUCAGGUCAGGUGAGGCAACUAUUCAAACUCCCCCUUACCUAGUGCCAAUAACAUCACCCAUUGGAUUAUAACCUGGCUGCUCCUUCACCAAUGGUCUACCAGUUACAGGAAAAGGACAGUUCCGUUUGGCCCUUAGAGUAGCCCUUAGUGCUAGUCGAGUCACCAGGGUGCAUGCACAUCUGAUAUGCCCCAGAAUGCCAGCUGCCAUUGCAUCCUCUUUGCAGCCAUAGCAGCAACCCCAAUUCAGAAAGAAUGAGAGGCAAAGCUCCCAAGAAGUAGCCCAGUGCAGACACUAUACUGCAGAAAACUCCAGUGAAUUCAAACUGUUCAAGAGGAAACCGCACAGAGUGCUUAAUAAAGGACUCUCCUCCAGAUACUUCUUGAUGAUCAUUCAGUCAAGGCAAUCCCUACAGACCUCAGCAAAGAUCUGCAAAUGGGAUGCUGCCCCCUUGUCACGCUAAUGUGAACAGUAAGCUCUGUGAAUAGCAUCUAAAUACUUUACCAAAGGUGCCCACUCCACAACUGUGUCUGCACCCUCCCAAAUAAUACAUCAUAACAAUUAUCCUAGUUCCUCCUUGCCAUGAAUCUUGCACGGCUUAGCAUUCCUCAGUUUAGUGGUAAGCACCCUAUAUGUAAGAGUGAAUUCAUCUACUUAUUCCCUCUGAUUUGGUCACUUGAAGCAAAUGACAACCUGUAACUAGGAGGACCUUUAACCCUCAGUGUCCCCAGAACCCAGGUCUAUCCUUCUACCUGCAAAGGAACCGUGAUCUGUCCAGAAUGUUGUGCUUCACCCCAUACCAGCUCUAAAAACUCCCAAGUAGCAUACCUGGUGAAAAUACUAGAGAGAAGACAGAGCAAGGUUGCUUGCAGAUAACGCACCACUGUUACUUUCUGUCCAGGUAACAGAACCUCCCGCCCAAGAGAACAAAAUAGGCAAUGGCACGUGAAUUCCUGCUGGCUGCAGAUCUGUGUGGGCUGCCCUUAUCAGCCCCCAAAGUCUUAGGACUGUUGUGGCCACCUGCACUGCUACUACUGCCACAGCCACUCACUGUGCCUGCUCAAGAACAUCCAAAAGUAACCACAUCAAUCAAAAAGCAAAGCAGAACAUCGCUGCCUGACAGAUUCAGAUUAUGUGAUGUGCCUCCACUGCUGAGACUGGUUGCUCUUUUUCCAGAAGUGGUAUACAUAGUUCUCUCCCUCCUCAUUAAUUAGCACAGCAACCCUGUGAGGUAGGUUAGGAUGAGAGGCAGUGUUUGGCCCAAGGUUACUCAGCGAGCUUCAUGAGUGGGGAUUUAGUCUCACACCCUAACCACUACACUCACUGGCUGUCAUUUUUAUGCACUUGUUUCCCUAAUAUACAUACUUUGUACACAUUCAUUUGGGUUGGGGGACUUCAAAGGAUUUCCGUUUUGAAGGAUACCUAGGUUUUGGUUCACAUAUUGUUUCAGGAAGUGUAUAUUACCUAGAUUUUUAUUUAGAUGUGAACCAAACAAAAAAAUUUCCCGUUGCUAUCUGUAAUGGUUCUAGGGGUUGCUCGUGCGUAAGCCGGUGCAAACACCCGGCUGGGUUGCCUGAGUGAACCUUUCCUGUCCGGACAGCCACUCACCCGUGGCUGUCUCAAUCACUGGCAGAAUCCGUCAGUGGGCGUUUCUUAAACUUCUUCCAGCAAAGAAGCUCUUUGACACCUAGUCUCCUCCUACUCUCUCUGCACGAAAGCCUUCUGCGCAAGGAGGGCGUAGGCCUCUCCCCGCUGGUCCCCGGCAAGGAGUCAUGGCACCGCCUCGCCGCUUCCCCCAUCUGCCCCCCUUCUCCACUGGUGCUACGCUGAUUCUCUUCCCCAGAAGAUGGGCUGCCUCUCCCACUCCCGGGACGCUCUCCGGAAUCCCUCUGGAUUUUGCUCUCUCCCUCCGGUACUGAUAGCAGUUCCCUGACAUCCACCUCCUCCUCAGGACCCCACCCCCACCCCUGGCGCGAUUUUCCUGUACAACCUCCUCUCUCUCCUCGGUCGACGAUGCGGGGAAUCCCCUGAAGGAACUGUCAUCAUCUUCUGAGGAUUCAGAACCAGCCUCCCAUCUGCUUGGACUUCUUCCCGCUGGUUGAACCUCCCAGUCUGAUCCUUCUCCCUCGGACACCUCCCCUCCCUCCUCUUCAGAGGCAGGAAAACCCACAAAGUCCCCUUCGUCGUCUGUGGGUCCAAAUUCUUCCUCCCAGAAUCUAGCUAAUGGUUUGGGCUUCUCCGGGAACAAACCGUGGAAUUCUUCCACCAGAUACCUGUCAGUGAUUGAUUCAGCAGGGACCCAAGUGUUUUCAGACCUAGGUUCCCCCUCCCAGGCUACCAAGUACUCUACCUUGCCACCUUGAAUCGAGUAUUUCCGUGGCUUCGUUACAGUGUUCCCUCUCCUCUACCCCCGGGUGGGUGGUAAUCCCUCCCUCCCGUCCCGGGAAUUCCCGCCCCUCCCUGUAAGGUGAAAGUAGGGACCUAUGGAACACCGGAUGUAUCUUCAUGCUGUCAGGCAACUUGAGUUUAAAUGCCACUGGGUUAACCUGUAUUACCUCAAAAGGCCCCAGCCCCCUAGGCUGCAACUUCUUGCACCCUCCCUUUAGGGGUAACCCUUGGGAUGACAACCACACCCGGUCUCCCACCCGUAUGGCCUCCCCCUCCCGAUGGUGCCUGUCCGCCUGCCUCUUGUAAACUUCCUUGGCCCGCUCCAAGUUCAGCCUGAGUUGCUGGUGUAAGGCCUCCAUUUCUUCUACCCAUUGCUCAGCCGCAGGUACACUCCAUCCUUCCUCCCCCCACCCCAGGAAGGCCCUGGGGUGACACCCGUAAUUGGCCAUGAAAGGGCUCAUUCCCAUGGACACGUGUUCAGCGUUAUUGUACGCAAAUUCAGCCAAAGCUAAUUUCUCUACCCAAUCGUUCUGUCUCUCGCUGACAUAGCAGCGUAGGUACUGCUGGAGUAUACCGUUCGCCCUUUCGGCUUGUCCGUUGGUUUCUGGAUGCCUCACCGUCGAGAAGCUCACCUCGACCUCUAGCAAGCUCAUGAGUCUCCGCCAGAACCGGGAAGUAAAUUGUUUCCCGCGAUCUGAGAUUACCCUCAAUGGAGCCCCAUGCAGUCUAAAAAUGUGAUCCACAAACAGCCUGGCUGUCUCCUCUGCUGUUGCUGCAUGUGAGCAAGCUACGAAAUGGCACAUUUUAGUCAGUAGAUCGACCACUACCAUGACCGCUGUCUUUCCCCUUGACUUGGGCAGAUCUGUCAUGAAAUCAAUGGACACCACCUCCCAGGGCCUUUCCGGUGUCGGUAAGGGUUCCAGUAGCCCCGCGGGGGCGGGCCUUUCCCCCUUUGCCCUCUGGCAUCGGUUGCACCCUCGUACAUAUUCUCGUACGUCUUCCCUCACCUUUGGCCACCAGAACUGCCUGGUGACAAGUAGCAUGGUCUUGUGCUGUCCAAAGUGCCCAGCUGUUGGGUUGCCAUGGAGUUGUCUAAGUACCUUCCCCCUCAAAGUCUCCCCUGGUACAUACAGUGCCCCCUUAUAGUACAGUAGUCCUUCCUUUUCCUCAAACCCUCCAUUGACUUCCUUUCCGUCCCUGAGUUCCCUGAUUUUUGUCUGAGCAAACUCAUCGUCUCUGGUGAGCCCUGCCAGUUCUCGUUUCCCAACCAACGCUCCCCCCCACACACCGGUCCUCGGGGAACACGUGCCUGGUCUCUGGUGGCCCCUCUCCUUCCAUGUACUCCGGUUUCCGGGAGAGAGCAUCUGCCCUUACGUUUUCCUCUCCCGGCACGUAUCGGAUCUCGAAGAAAAACUUGGCAAACUCCUGAGACCAUCUGAUCUGUCUCUGGUUGAGCACUCGCGCGGUCCACCAGUAUUCCAAGUUCUUGUGGUCAGUUUGGACCUGGAUCUUGUGCCGCGCCCCUGUCAAUAGAUGUCUCCAUUGCCGAAAUGCCGCAUAGAUCGCAAGCAGUUCUCGGUCAUACACCGUGUAGUUUUGCUCCGACUUGCUCAGCUUCCUAGAGAAAAAGGCACACGGCAUCCAGUUCUGCUUGGCCCCGGGCUGCAAAAGGACCGCUCCAAUCGCGCGGUCGGACGCGUCCGUCUCCAGUCUCAUGGGCUUCUCCGGAUCCACGUGCAGGAGCUGCUCUUCCGAGGCGAACGCCUUCUUCAGUUUUUCAAAGGAUUGCUGCGCAUCCUCUGUCCACGCGAACUUCUUUUUGCUACUAAGACAAUCCGUUAUGGGCGCUGUCAAGUGAGCGAAGUUCUUUAUGAACUUCCUGUAGAAGUUGCUGAAGCCUAGGAAUCUCUGCACAUCCUUUCUGUUUUUGGGGGCUUUCCAUUCCAGCACUGCCUUCACUUUGCCCGGAUCCAUGGCUAGUCCUUUGUCUGACAACCUGUACCCCAGGAACUCGACCUCCCUGGCGUGGAAUUGGCAUUUUUCCAGCUUGACCCACAACUGAUGCUUCUUCAAUCUCUGUAGCACCUCCCUGAUGUCUCUGACGUGUUGCUUUUCAUUGUCCGAAUAGAUUAAGACGUCAUCCAAAAAGGCUACGCAAUUCUUGUACAGCAGGGGCCCCAACACAUGGUGCAUGAAGGCUUGAAAGCAGGAGGACCCCGAUUGUAAUCCAAAUGGCAUGACUAAGUACUCAAAAGCCCCCAGGGGGGUGAACAUGGUCGUUUUCCAUUUGUCCCCCUCCCUUAUCCUAAUCAGAUUGUAUGCUCCCCUGAGGUCCAGCUUGGUAAAAAUCUUCCCCUGCCUCACACGUGUCAAAAUAUCAUCAAUCCUGGGCAUUGGGAAAGUCAUGGGUUCUGACACCAGGUUUAGGGCCCGGUAAUCCACAACUAAUCUGGGCUGAUUAGUCUCUUUUUUGUCCACAAAGAACACUGGACUGCCCCCCACCGCCUUUGAUUCCCUUAUGAAACCUCUCUUCAGGUUCUUGUCAAUAAACUGCCGCAACUCCUGCAUCUCCCGGUCGGACAUGGCAUACAGCUUACCCACCGGCAACUGAGCCCCUGGAAGCAGGUUGAUUUGGCAGUCAAAUGGCCUGUGGGGGGGCAGUCUGCCUCCCUCUCGCUGAAGACCUCCUUCAAAUCAGCAUAUUGUGUUGGCACCUCCCUCUUUUGCUCCAGGGCCACCCCAGCCACCCUGGCCACAGUCCAUUUUGGUUCCUUCCCUCCCAGACAGUGUUCUGAGCAGUAAGCUGACCCAAAGGUGACCGACCGCUGAUGCCAUGACACCACUGGGUCAUGUAUUGCCAGCCAGCUCAUUCCCAGUAUUAUCGGGGGUCCUGCCAGCGUGGCCACGUGAAAGGCAAUGGUUUCCGUGUGCCUGGAGACACUCAUUCACAUUGGCGGUGUCUGGUGUGUCACUUCCCCUCCCAGGAGUUCCCUGCCAUCGAUGGUGGUCACCUGCAAGGGAAAAUCUAGUGGCAACAGGUGGAGCUGGUGCUCCAGAGCGAAGUCUCUGCUGAAGAAAUUACACGAGCUGCCAGAAUCUAGCAGCCCCUCCACUUUGACGGGGUGCCCAUUUGGGAGUUCUAGCACCACCUCUAUGGCUAUAGCUGCCUUGGGAGGGUCAGGCUGGGGCACUUCUAUUGGUUGCUGGCCUGGCUGCUGCCCCUGCUGGUUGGCAGCCAGGCGUUGUCGUUUCCCGGCACCAGCUCUUCCUCCCCCUUAUCGUCAUGGCCUGCAGCCCCCAUCAUGCCUUGCCAGGCUUUUCGUUGAGGGCAGACCUUUGCAAUGUGUCCCGGUUGCUGACAGAGGAAACACUUCUUGGUAGUUUUCCACUCCUUUUUCCGCCCUUCCCCAGCGUUAGAAACUUCGCGCGCGCGCGCUCCAUCAAUUUCCAUCGGCUCCGCCGCCUGGGAAGGCUCCCUUGCUUGCACCCCAUCAGCUCCCUCCGUGUCACGCUUUGCUCAAUCUCGCUGGAGAACAUCGCGUCCAUUGCGAGGUAGAAUUUCUUAAGAUCUUUCAAAGCGUCAUUCCCCGUUGCCAUCAAGGGCCUGAUCCAUUCGUGCGCCCCAUCCUGCAGAUGUCCAAAUGUAAGCCACCCUCUCCCCGUCAUCCACAAAGUCGUUUUUCUGCAAUUCCAAAGCGUACUGAAUUUCCGUUCGGAAGGCAUUGUAGUCUUGGGGCUUUCCACCAAACUUGUGUACCAGCCCCGGGACCUUCCUCCCUAUCGGGGUGGCUCUGACCUGUGCAUCCUGAGCCUGUCUCUCCUCCAGCCGCGCAGACAGGGUAGCGACAUGCGUCUCCAGGUCUCGGUUCCUCUCGACCUGAACCUCGCACCAUGGCUUCUUGCUCUGUCUCUCCGGACGGCCCUGUUUGGCUCAUCGUGCUGCCUCUCCUGUGCUGCACACGAGCAACAUCAGGGACUGACGGAUUGCUGUAAUGGUUCUAGGGGUUGCUCGUGCGUAAGCCGGUGCAAACACCCGGCUGGGUUGCCUGAGUGAACCUUUCCUGUCCGGACAGCCACUCACCCGUGGCUGUCUCAAUCGCUGGCAGAAUCCGUCAGUGGGCGUUUCUUAAACUUCUUCCAUCAAAGAAGCUCUUUGACGCCUAGUCUCCUCCUACUCUCUGCGCGAAAGCCUUCUGCGCAAGGAGGGCGUAGGCAGCGGAGGACCUCUACUCUCCCCGCUGGUCCCCGGCAAGGAGUCAUGGCGCCGCCUCGCCGCUUCCCCCAUCUGCCCCCCUUCUCCACUGGUGCUACACUGAUUCUCUCCCCCAGAAGAUUGGCUGCCUCUCCCACUCCCGGGACGCUCUCGGGAAUCCCUCUGGAUUUUGCUCUCUCCCUCCGGCACUGACGGCAGUUUCCUGACACUAUCCUAGGUAACAUUUUCACACUGAAGUACCUAUCCUUCUUGAAGAAGAUAUCAGUGUUUACCAGUUCAGUGAGAUUAAAGAAAUCAAAGUUAAUAGCGGUAGCUGUAAAAUGAGUAUCGGUAGUUUUGCUCUCUAUAAUGGAAGGUGCAGAAAAUUAUAUUGUUCCUAAUUUACCUUCCAUUCCCCCUCCUCCCAUGAGCAAGUAGUUCUACUAAAUGUUCAGUGCAGCAGAGUUGCCUCUUGAAACAUAACACUUGGACCAUGAGGAAUAAUCCAUGUGCCUUGCCAUUGUGUGAGAUUAAUUUACACAGCUUGUCAACUUGGCACGGAGCCCACAUUCUUCAGGAAUCACUUCAGCAUGCAAAAAUUAAUUAUGGAGAAGUAAAUAUUUUAGUUGCCAGUAAACACACACACACAUUGCAAUAAGAAAAACAAUAAAAUACUGAGAGUUGAUUGCUUUUGACUGUCUCUAAUCAUUCCCAUUAGUGUCCAGGUUAAAAGCUUCACAUAGACUUUAUUUUGAGGCAAAUAAAAAUGAAUGAUAGUGAAAACAUGCUAUAAGGUAAUUAAUUCAGAAUGGAACAUUUAAGUAUAACAUGUUCAGUUUUCUGACUAUGGAUGCUUAUAUAUCCAAGCCACCACCAUCUAUGUAAAGAGAGGUGCAUAAGUGAGCUUGGCCUGGAGCCCCUGUAACAAAGAAGUGAACUCAUUGGUGGAUUAUAAUAGUAGGGCAUUUGUUGUGGUCAUGAGGUUUUGGACACAGAUUUAUUAAUGUAACUUUUCACGUAGUAUGUAUCUUUAGCACCUGCUUUUAAUAGGUUGAUCCUUAAGACUGAUUCAAAAUGUUCCACUUAAAGCAUUUCUUAGUCUCUUUCCAUUGGGUGUGAGAGAGACAGAAAUGCAGCUUUAAGAACUUUUGGGUGUUUAAAUUGGCUAUGGAGGAAAGUGGAUUCAAAAUUGGUUGCAAUGAAGGUUGGCUACAGCUUGUGAUCUUUGAGGAGAGAGCUUUAACCACAAGCCUAGCUUUGGCUGAUAUUCUAAGCCAAACCUUGGCUUAGUACAGCACAGUACAGGAAUAAAGACUGGGGAGGGACACAGCAGCUGCACUCUCCUCUUUGGGAGCCUUUACAUUUAUGCAAUCCUGGUAAGUCAUAGUUUGCCUUACUGUGACACGUGAAUCAAGGGAGUAGAAUCUGAUAGUUACACUCUUUAACUAGUUCUGGGGAGGGGGGGGAUGUCCAAAAGACUUUGGAAUUGAAUGUCUUUUCUUCCUUCUCCAUUUGUUCUUAAAAUUAUUUCCUUUAGUAUUCUCUAAAGAUACUAGAACAAUAUUAUUGGGGAUAACAGAUUUUUGUUCCCAGUUCUUUAGAUAACAGUUCAGAAGGAAACAAUCUGUCCCUCACUUCCCCAUGUUUUAAGUUCUGUACUGUGAACCCUUUUAUUUGGUGGUAAUGGAACACUGAUUUGGACAGACAGGCAGAAGUGUGAUCUGCACAAAAACCAUGCUAUAAAUAUGAGAUUUCAUGUGGCAAGAUGCCAUCUCAAAGUCUAAAGCACUCAGAAUUCCAAGAUGGAGCUCUAUUGUUAAGAGUCAGCAUCUCCUUGAAAGCAGAAAGUACUAAAAUGGUAAAGAUAAAUGGUAAAGAGACGUGGGUGGCACUGUGAUCUAAACCACUGAGCCUCUUGGGCUUGCUGAUCAGAAGGUUGGCAGUUCGAAUCUCUGUGACAGGGUGAGCUCCCGUGGCUCUUUCCCAGCUUCUGCCAACCUAACACUUCAAAAGCAUACCAGUGCAAGUUGAUAAAUAGGUAUCACUACGGUGGGAAAAUAAAUGGCAUUUCUGUGCGCUGUGGUGUCUGUCAUGAUGUUCCCCUGUGCCAAAGCGGUUUAGUCAUCCUGCCCACAUGACCCAGAAAGCUGUCUCUGGACCAAUGUCUGCUUCCUUGGCCUGAAGCAAGAUGAAGUCGCCUUUGACUGGACUUAACCGUCCAUGGCUUCUUUACCUUUACCUCUUCUAAAAUGGGCGCUAAUAUUAAGAUGUGGCUCAUAGCAGAGACUUUUGCAAGAACUGUGGAAACUGUAGAAGUUACAAUCAAGAAAAUAGUACUGCAGAGAGUGUUUCACAAGUUUGAAAAAUCCCUACAUUGCAUGCAUAUAAUUCAUGAAUAAACAAAGCCCUUCUUUACACCAGAGUGUAAAGCACCACUCACACAUGAACUAUAAACAGCAUAGUCAACACAGCAUGGUCAACACUAUUUAAAGUUUAACUAUAGGUAGAGAGCAUUAAUCAGGCUGUAGCGGUGCCUGGGAGAAAAUAUAUAUAGUUAAGUCUGUACAUCUCAGGGAAGCAGCAUAAAAUGUGUUGCAGGAACCUGGACCAUCUUCUUGUUCUAUUAGGCAAACUGCAUGUAACAGUGACUGUACUGAGGUGCAUCAUUGCUUUAAUGAAAAAUUGUGGAAGUUAUACACAAGCUCCACCUUUGCAAUAGAGAUGUUGCAGUCCUAUUAUAUGAAUCUGUCUUAUUAUUUUAUUUAUUUAUACUAUGGCUUUGCUAUUCAAGUGACAACACUCUCUCAAGGAAGCAAUAGAAUUCCUCAAGGCUUCAGUUAAGGAAAUGAGUGAAUUGGCAGUCAUUGUAUGAAAGUGCAAUGUGAUUUAAAAAUGUGAUUAAGGGUUACAAGCAUGGCCUUAUAGCAAAAUGUGGCAGUUCUGUUCAGGUUGCCAGCCACUCCAUUUGUUCUCCCUCCCCAUUUCCCGUUUUUGUCCUAUUUUGUGCCCUCUGAAUAUGCGCCCUGUUUUUUUCCUUUUUCUAUUUUGGGUUCCCUUCCAUUUUUUAUUCUUUUUUAAAUUUGGGUGGGGCAAAUGGACAUACAUUUGCCUAAUUCCAGGUAUGUUAGAACUACAUACUCUAACCCUCCACUUUGAUAGGAGUGAAAUGCUGCCACAUGCACGUGAAGUGGAAGAGGAAAUGAUUCCUGGAGGGGUGAUCAGAGAACAAGAGUUGGUUCACAACAACUGGAGAGUUGGAUAAUGCUGGGGGACCACUCUACAGAGUCUUCCACUACACAGUCCCCAUCUUAGCCAUAGUGUUAUCAGCAGUCAUGCUGCUGGCUCUAAUGCACUCAGAAAAAUGGCAGCCCUCAAACAAAGUUUGCAUUACGUAAUGACAAUAUAGAAUCUAAAAUAAUACACCUCAGUUGUGUUGAUAAACCUGACUUUGUAUACAAAUCACCAUCUGCAAAUGAUCAGGACCUAUAAUAUUCUCUAUUGAUAUCUGAAAAAAAUAUUAUUAUUUCCAGGUCAGAAUUGCAAGGGCUGGCCAUAUGGGGAGUGUUAGUGGGAAAGGAGCAUGUUUGGUUCCUUUCCUGGUCAUGCAGCGAAAGUGAACCCUUUUGUUUCUACUUAUAAGUGGAUGAUUGUUAUUUGCUGUUAAGAAAAAAAACCUAUGGCCCCGGGAACACCGUCCCUAUAGUUAUAAUGACUGUUAGCGUGCUAAGUUAGUGAACAAUAAUUGUUGUAUUUAUUAAGGGCUCUUGUAUUUUGACUUUACAAAUGAUUUACAAAAAUUUUACAAAAACAAAACAGUAUUCUGGUAACUUAAAUUAAGUUAUAAAAAUGUAAUAGCCAUCUAAAUGAUCAAAUCAGUACAGUGGUACCUUGGGUUACAGACGCUUCAGGUUACAAACUCUGCUAACCCAGAAAUAGUACCUCGGGUUAAGAACUUUGCUUCAGGAUGAGAACAGAAAUCACGCGACGGCGGCAGCGGGAGUCCCCAUUAGCUAAAGUGGUACCUCAGGUUAAGAACAGUUUGAGGUUAAGAACGGACCUCCAGAGCGAAUUAAGUUCUUAACCCGAGGUACCACUGUACAUAAAAAAUCAUCUUACACUGUGUGUGUUCUUGUUUUCCUAAGCAGUUUGGGAACUCCAACAAUAUUAUGACGUUCUUUUUGAGUUUCUUUAACUGCAACACUAUUGUCCCACUAUUGUACAUCUUGAUGUGGCAUGUGUGGUGAAUUUAGAGGAAGAGUUUUAUUUACUUACUUACAUGCACAGAAUUUAUAUACUGUAUAUUUAUAUACUGUGAAACUUCAAAGCAGUUUAAAGGGAAGCUUGUAUAUAACCAAAAACAUAUGUCUGUUACAUGUAAAAAUAUACUUUGGCAUCUUUCUUUGCAGGUUGUUCAGCAACAGUUAUGAACUCUCGGUUACGAGCACUAGGUGGGAGAAUAAAUAACAUUCGAGCAUCAGAACUACCAAAGGAACGGACCCGAUCUGAGAUCAUUUGCAGUGUCCGCUUUUUGGAUGGCUCAAUGCAAAGCUUCAAAGUUAGUGUAAGUCUUGGGAUUUUGAAAUGUGUGAUAUCUGUAAAGCAUGGGGCCCCUGUGUUUUGGGGUUUCUGGUCCAAUUUGGAAACUUGAGAAAUUGUUGCAUAUCAGAUAUUUGAUCCUUCACUGCACAACAUCAACUUCACAAGAGCAAAUUGGUUCUGAAAAACUGCUGCUAAAACUCUUUGUUUUCCUUCCUUUUCCAAGUUUGGCAUGGUAACAUCCUUAAUAGAUGGUUUCUUGAAGCAGGCAAAUACAACAUCUGUUGUGGUGCAACAUUCAUUGAAACUGGAAAAGAUACUCACUUUAAGCAAGUCUGCUUAGUCUUCAAAGGUCACUACAUCCUUGGGUUUCCCAUGGUCUGAAUUACUGCCAUACCAUCCAUUACAGAACAUGUUAGAAUCCAGGUUUCUUUCAAACCUAGCUGUGAAAUAUUCUCUUCCUUUAGCCAGUGAUAGUGGCAUAGUCCACAUCUCUUGCUUCAAGAGGUUAAUGACAUCAAUAGACCUGCCAGCAUCUAUGGAUGAAAGGUCACAAUCAGUUCAGAUAGCUGAGGUAUGUUUUGUUUUUUUUAAUGCUAACUGCACUGCAUAUAUGGAAGAAAUAUUUUGAUAACUUUUUCUUUGGAUUUGGUGCAUGUAGGUUGACAGUUUAUCAGCGACAAAUGUCUGCAGUUUUUUAUUUAUGUGCAUUCAGCACAUCAUGUGUAAUUGGCUCUUGGGGAAUGUCUGGUGAUUGAAUCAUGCAAUGUCUAUAGCUUUUACCAUUGAGAGUAUUGCAUUAUCUAACCCGGAAGAUCUGAAUGAUUUUCGUCCAGUAGCACUCACACCUAUAAUCAUGAAGUGCUUUGAAAAGCUGGUACGAAAUUAUGUCAUUGCCUGCCUACCAGAGGGACUGGACACAUUCCAAUUUGCUUAUAAAACGAAAAGAUCGACAGAGGACGCUGUGGCGAUUGCCCUCCAUGCCGUCCUUGCACAUUUGGAGCAGCGGGGGUUAUGCCAGACUGCUUUUUUAGAUUUCAGCUCGGCAUUUAAUACCAUUCUACCACAACGUCUGAUGUCUAAACUGGAAGAUCUGGGGCUUCCGUUAUCACUUUGUGGGUGGAUAUUGGACUUUUUGUCAGACCGCCCCCAGAGGGUUUGGUUGGGCCCCUAUACCUCUAAUAUGCUCAAGACUAACAUAGGAACACCACAGGGAUGCGUACUCAGUCCGCUCCUUUAUAUUCUCUACACGUACGAUUGUGUCGCUACUCACCCUAGUAAUAGGGUUGUCAAAUUUGCAGAUGACAACCGUGAUUGGGCUCAUCCCUGAAAGGGAGGGUGAAACGGAUUAUAGAGAUGAGGUGGAGCGGCUGACAGAGUGGUGCAGAGCUAACAACUUGCUCAUAAAUACAAGGAAGACAAAGGAGCUUGUGGUGGACUUCAGAAGACAGAAGAGCAACGUCCAGCCACUUUCCAGCCACUUUUGAUUGAUGGGGUCUGUGUGGAGAGGGUAACAACGUUCAGAUUUUUGGGCAUUGAAUUACAAGAGGAUCAGUCCUGGAGUGUCAACACAAGGGGGCUUGUGAAGAAGGCGCAGCAGAGACUGUACUUUUGAGAAUACUAAGGAAAAACCAUCUUCCGCAGAAACUGCUGCUUGCCUUCUAUCACUGUGCCAUUGAGAGCGUGCUCACUUAUGGCUUAUGUGUGUGGUAUGGAAGCUGUACUACCCAGGACAGAAUGGGGUUGUGCAGGGUUGUUAAGGCAGCAGAGAGCAUUGUUGGCUGCCCACUCUCCACCUUAGAGCAGAUUUAUGCCACAAGGUGCCAUAGGAAGGCACUGGACAUAGUAAAAGAUCCAUCGCAUCCUGGUCACUGUCUCUUCGAGCUCUUGCCGUCGGGACGGAGAUACAGGACGAUGAAGACAAGAACGAGCCGUCUUAAGAACAGCUUCUUCUCCAGAGCGAUCUCGGCCCUGAAUGGGAAGCCCGGACUUUGAAAGUCAUCUAAUCUCCCUUGCUGUAUUAUACUGUAUUGAUUAAUUAGUGUUUUUAUGGAGCAGUCAAGUAAUUUCGUUGUCCCCGAAGGGGGCAAUGACAAUAAAGAUAUUAUUAUUAUUAUUAUUAUUAUUAUUAUUAUUAUUAUUAUACUGGACAACUUGGACAGGUCCUUGAAAUGAAGCUUCUGUCUUACUUGUGCCAAAACUGGGUUGGAAAAUGGUAUGUAGGCCAGGAAUAUCAACAUGUCAGCUAGUCUGAUAGUUCAGUUCUGAUAUUUCUUUCCCAUGGACACUUCUGUGGAAAGGAACUGUUUGAGAUGCAUGGAAGGUCCCCUUCCCACCUGUUAUUUCCUCAAAAUUAGAAGGUCCACUUCCCAGCCUCUGUUGUCAUUAACGUGUCUCAUGUAGCCUGAAAGCAAAUCAUGUCUGAAAUUCAUUGGGACAAUUAUAUUUCCAUGUGCUAAGAAUCUUGGGGGUUAUUGCUGCUGUUACGGUACUUUUCUGGGGUUAUUGCUGCUGAGACAGUACUUUGAACACACUCAAUAUUGAAUGUGGACCAAGAUACCUGCCAAGUGACAACUUUAUAAUGCAAUGUGCAGAUUUGUUUAAAAUUGAGAAAAUUGUUGGAUAGUAAGGAGCUCAUCAUCCUGUUGUGGCAUAUUCUGUUCCUUAGAAGUCUCUUCUGGUUCAUAUGCUAAUCAGAGAGAAAGCUCAGAAUGUGAAACCAAUAUAUCCUUAGAAUCAUAGAAUUGUAGAGUUGGAAGGGACCCUGAGGAUCACUGAGCCCAGCCCCCUGCAAUGCAGGAAAAUGCAGUUGUCCUAUAUGGGGAUCAAACCUGCAACCUUGGUGUUAUCAGCACCACGCCCCAGCCAACUAAGCUAUCCGGACUCCUUGAUAAGGAUGGGUGCUCAAACCCAGCUUCCAGGUACUGCUUUCGUACUUAGAUAUGGAGUUAACCCUGCCCUUACCAUCACUUUGAAGUCAAUGCAUAGUUAAAGCGCUUGUCGUAGCUCCAAGCCUCAGUCACGAAACUCGGACUCUCAGCUCAAGGAAACCUGCAAGCUUUGUUCAAAAAGUCAGUGCAUGGUCUCAGCAUUAGUACACAGUUCUUAAGUCUAUAAGCAGAGCUCUAAAACUAAUAGCCAAAUCAGUAGCUGAGAUGUCCCAACACUUGACAUGCCCUUCCUGCUCAACUGUUGAAGAGUGGGACAGAAACUUGACUCAAGUGAGAAGAUUGUGCUUGCAAGUGCACUCCUGCUGGAGGACCAGUACUGUUGUGCUGAUGCAGUUGGCAGCAUAUCCUUAGCAACAGGACCUGAGUCACAAUGGGACCCAUGAUAGCACUUACUGUGGAACUGUUAGGACAUCAGAUGAGUUGUUGAGUGCCAGAAUGCUUCAGAAACGGAGGCAGAGCAGUGUGGAAAGUUAUUUCUUUUGAUAUAAAAUAUUUGGUUGGUACUUGGUUGGAGCAUUAUUUCCUUUCCCUUCUUAAAAUUUAAAAAGAUGUCUGGAUAUGCUCUCAGGCUAUUUGAAUGUUGACCUGUUGAUUUUUAAUUUUUUUUAAAGAAACACAUUCUUUAGACAUAGUAUUCAUGUAGGAGAUGGUUGCUAACUAAUGAGCUAGUAUAGGUCUGCUUACAGGAGGUGUGCUUGUAUACAGCAUCCCCCCCCCCAAAAAAAACAAUUCUGUUUAUAUGUAAUACAGGUACAUAUUCAUUUUUGAACUGUGUCUAGCUCUAUGCAGGUUUCUUGUUCACAUAAUCAGGUGCUGGAAGGCUUCUUUGGAGAGGUUUGUGACCUCCCCUCUUCCCCGAAACCCCGUUAUUUAGGAGAAAUGUUAUGGAAUAUUAGGAGGAAUAUUAUGGCAUUUUUAAGACUGCACAUUUAAGCCCACUUUGUCAGUCUGCUGAAUGCACCUCAUGAAGGCAGCUGUAGCCUACAAAUAGUUGUUUUGUUUAUGCCAGAAACAUAAACAUACGGUAAAUCUGACAUCUCCUUGUUGUUUUAUUCUGAUUAAUCUCCAUUACUGGAGUCCCAUUAUCUGUAUUUACACAAGAAAACACUCUUGAGAGGACAUGGCAUCCAUCAAGGGAGAGAGGGUUGAUGGUGCUUACAUUAAUCUUUUAAAGUUUUAAGAAGUUCUCAAAUUCUGGAUAUUAAAAGGAUUUCUCCAAUGAAAUUAGGGAUGUCCUAAGGAAAUUUAUAUAGCUUGUCAUAGUAAAUAUGGCAUCCCAGGUGCCCAGAACCUUUCAUGUAACAGGAUUUUGAAGGCUCAGCUAUACAGGCAGUCCUGCAAAAAAUAUUAUCUUGUGAAUGGAGUGUUCAUAAGCACGCUGCUGGAGAGGUAAAAAAAAAAUUGUUUGAGAAUUAGUUAAUCUGGUGGAAGAAAGUGAGCAGGCUCUGGCUUGUGGCUGAGUUAUAAACUGUUUAUGAAGAGAGCUUGACAUUCAAUUUAAUAAUGAUAGCAGUUCUUCCAUUUAUUCCUAGUAGUAAUUUCCCUUUUAUAUGUAAAUGUUAGUGAAAUUACAUUUUUAAAGCACUCUGUGUGGCAAAGAUUAGCUUUCUAAAUACUUUUACUUUAACUUUGCAGAAACAAGAUACUGGUCAGGUGUUGUUGGAUUUAGCCUUUAAUCAUUUGGGUGUGACAGAGAAGGAAUAUUUUGGUUUGCAGCACUGUGAAGACUCAGCAGAUUCAACAGUAAGGAAACAUACAUUCAAGAUUUUUUUAAAAAAAAAUGUAGUCAGAAAGCUUCCUAACUUUGUUUUUUUAAAAAAUAUUUGCAGAGAUGGCUUGAAUCUGGUAAACUUGUUCGGAAACAGCUAAAAGGUAAUGCUUUAAAAUUUCUUGCUUUAAAAUCUCAUAUGACUUGGGAUUCUAGUAUAAUGAGAGAGUGAGAAAAAAAUUCUCUCUGUCCACUUUUUCAACUUGCUGCGUAAUUCAUGCCCCACUUUGCCUUUUCUAUAAAAUAAAGCCCCUUUCCUCCAUAGGGUAGUUGCUUCAGACCCAUAAUAAUUCUGGUCUAUUAUUUCUGAACUUCAGUUCUAUAUUAUCCUUGCUGAGGUGUGGUGGCCAGAACUGUACACAUUAUUCAAAGUGUUAAUAGAAAUAUAGAAUUGUAGAGUUGGAAGGAACCUAGUUCAACCCCUUGCAAUGCUAAAGCAUCCAUGACAGGUGGCCACCCAACCUUUGCUUAAAAACCUCCAAUGAAGGCUUUCCCAUAACCUCACAAGGGAGUCCGUUCUACUGUCUAACAGCUCUUACUGUCAGAAAGAUAUUCCUGAUGUUUAGUCAGAAUCUCUUUCCUUGUAACUUGAAUCCAUUGGUUUGUGUCCCAACUUCUGGAGUAGGAGAAAACAAGCCUGCUUGUUCCAUGUGACAGUUCCAUGUGAUAUUAGAAGAUAUUAGAAGAUGACUAUCAUUUCUUCUCUCAGUCUCCUCUUUUCCAGGCUAAACACACCCAACUCCCUCAAACAUUUGUCUUAAGGCUUGGCCUCCAGACCCUUGAUCAUUUUGGUUGACCUCUUUUGCACAUGCUCCAGCUUGUCAGUAUCCUUCUUAAAUUGUGGUGCCCAGAACUGUAUACCACGUGUGGUCUGUCUAAGGCAGAAUAGAGUGGUACUAUUGCUGCGGGAGGCAGUGGAAGACAGGAGUGCCUGGCAUGCUCUGGUCCAUUGGGUCACGGAAGAGUUGGACACAACUAAACGACUAAACAACAAUAACAUUGCCUCCCUUGAUCUGGAUACUAUACAGUGGUGCCUCGCAAGACGAAAUUAAUUCAUUCCGCGAGUUUUUUCGUCUAGCGAAUUUUUUGUCUUGCGAAGCACGAAAUCCCAUAGGAAUGCAUUGAAAUCCAAUUAAUGCGUUCCUAUAGUAAAAAAAAGUCCAAACAAAGCCAAAUUUGGUACAACAAGAGUUUAUUAAGUGCUCUUUAAAGUCACACAUACUGUAAAGAGCAUUUCAAAAAUUGAAGGAACAAUAAAUUAAGUUUCUAAACAUGACAGAAAAACAUUUAAAAAUCAACAAAGUGUACAGUACAUUUUCUAAGACUCUGGGGGACAACUCGAAGAAGGUUCCUCUUCCACUCUUUGCUUCUUGCUGAAGAACCCCCCUCCUCAACUGUUCCCCCAGACACCCACCACACAGAAAUUCAAAUCCAGAAUUUUUUUUAAAAAACAGCAGAGUGGCCCAAUGGUCACAGAAAAUCAUAAAAAUGCAGAAAAAAACCACACAAGCUUCCAGAUUCUUGCAAACUCCUCCUCAACUGUUUCCCCAGCCACCCACCACACAGAAAUUCAAAAAUAGCUGCAGCAACAGAAGUACAGUGGUGCCCUGCAAGACGAACGCCUCGCAAGACGAAAAACUCGCUAGACGAAAUUUUUUUAAAAAACAGCAGAGUGGCCCAAUGGUCACAGAAAAUCAUAAAAAUGCAGAAAAAAGCACACAAGCUUCCAGAUUCUUGCAAACCCCUCCCCAACACCAAGUCCUUGAAUUCCAAACACCCAACCCAAAAUCCAAAACCCCCCAAAAAAGUUUUAAAAGUUUAAAAGAAGUUUUGGAAAAGCUUCAAAAAUCACCAAAGUCUUCAAAAACCUCAAAAAAGGCUACCACACCACGUUCUAUGAGUUGCUCCUCGAAGUCAAGUCGCAACUGUAUUAACGGUGUUAAGAAAAAGGAAACAAACUUGCAAGACGUUUUCGUUUUUCGUCUUGCGAAGCAAGCCCAUAGGGAAAUUCGUCUUGCGAAGCAGCUCAAAAAACGGAAAACCCUUUCGUCUAGCGAGUUUUUCGUCUUGCGAGGCGUUCGUCUUGCGGGGCACCACUGUACUUCUGUUGCUGCAGCUAUUUUUGUUGUUGCUUCAGACUGUUGACUCAUGGGUCAUUCCAUGCCAAAGCACCUGAUUUAAAUGUUCGACCGUGCUCUCACGUCUCAGAUUUUCUUCAAAAAAAAAUUUAUGUGUAGAUACCUAUGAGAUAACCUCAAAUUAAUUUUUUUAGAUUUGUUGGUCCAAAAUUGGGCGCAGAAUUUUUUUAAAAUUUCAGUUUUCACCCGAUUUAGGCUGAUGCAAUUUCUGCAUCAGUUUAGAGAAAACCUCCUGUUUCGCUUAUUUUUCAACUGAUUGGGCUUAUUUUUGUAUCAAAAUAAAGCUAAUGUAGUCUCUUUCAAAAUAAGUUAUAAAAAUUGUAUUAAGUGCCACAGAACAGGGUCACUGACCAUUCAAAGUGAAUUUUUGUCAUUUUAUUCCCUGUAGGUUUGAUAAGCCAUAGUGUGCAAACCACAACUAACAGGGGUAUCAUAAGUUUGUUGUAGAAUGGACUAACCAUGUACUUGUUAUAUUUUAAAAAUAAGGAGCGUGUUUUUGUGGUUAUAAAAUAAAUUGAUUUUGAAGUAAUUUUUUUUACAAAAUAAUAAUAAUUGUACGGAGUUAAGGUCUCUUUGAGCCUGAAAUAACUCACACAUUCGUGAGAAUAGUUAAAAUUGUACCCUCUUAUGUUACAAUGUCAUCUGAUAUAUUUUAAAAAAAUAAGUUUUAUUGGUUAUUUAAUACAAACAAAAUACGUCUUAGAGCCCUUGCUAUAAAAUUAAUUGGAUUUUACAAUUUACUAUUCAAUCAAAUAACACAAUGUAACAUUUGUCAUAUAAACAAAAAAUAAAAAACCUCUCCAUGACUUCCCUCAGCUUCCCUUUCCGGUUCUUUAAAUAUUUAUUACUUCUGCUUAAUUUUUGUUUUAUUUUUAUGAUCUUAUACCUCAAUAUACUUAAAUUCUCAUCAUUUUUAUACCAAAUUUACUUUUGUAAUUACAUCUUGCACUUAAUUACAUUCCAUAUUAUUAUUUCUUGACCUUUAAACUUCAAAAUCAAUUUAUACUCUAUUCUAGAAAGAACAAUUAUUUGAGUUAAUCCAGAAAAUGUACUAUUUUUGUAGUUAGAGUAUGCAGAUUGAAGCUAUUGGCACUUAUGACUAUCUUAGAUCCCAUUGAUUUCAGUGAGUCUGCUCUUAAGUAUGACUAAAUCUGGAGCUAAUCCUUCGGGGGGUUUUAAAAAUCAAAUUACAUUAACAAUUUUAUUGAAGUGUUCCUGUGAAUUGAGGUUUUACAUAAAUGACAUAUUGACUUUUUGUUUAAGUUUGUUUUAGAAGGUAAUUUCAUUUGUCAUUGUAUAUGAUAUUUUUAUUAAUCUAAAUAAAUAUAGAUGAAGAAAUCAUGUACACUGAUUUUAAUUUUGUAAAAUAUUCUAGGUGGUUUCCCUUGUAGCCUGCAUUUUCGAGUAAGGUUUUUUAUACCUGAUCCGAACACACUGCAGCAGGAGCAAACCAGGUAAACCUUGUUUCUUUACUAAAGUUCUGUGGUUAUGUUUUAAGAACUGCUGACAUCUCACACAUCCUAGUAUUUGCAGUAAAACACCAGGUUUACAGUCUUUUAUCUAUGGUUGGCACAUAAACACCUAAUUGUAAAUUUAAAGUUGGUUGUUAAAGAACCUCAGAAUAUGCACAGGUAGAUAAAUACUACAAUAGCAAAAUGCUGUGUGUAUUGGUCAUCCGGUGUCAAUUUAGACAAGAUCUGUUUAUAUUCAGCAUGCCUUUUCUUAGUUUUAAAUGUUGCAGGAGUUAGGUUUUCAGUUUAGGUAAUAAUUAAUCCUUCUCACAAAUGUAGGAAAAUGCUGCUUCUGCUCCAACCACAAAAUGGUUUUAGCAGAACCUGUAAGAUUAAAUGGUUCAGGGAUGCUGGAAUAAUACGCCCCCUUAGCAAUAUCCAUCUAACUGAAAUGGCACCAUGAAGUGCAGAGUGCUCCAGAAAUGUAUAAGAAUAUAUUGCUUAUUAUUAUCAAUAGGGGAUAUAAAUUGUGAGCAUUCUAGCAUGAUAGAAUGUGCUCUUUGUUGUUGUUUAGUCGUUUAGUCGUGUCCAACUCUUCGUGACCCCAUGGACCAGAGCACGCCAGGCACUCCUGUCUUCAGGAGAAUGUGCUCUAGUGGAGCGUUAAUAAUAUUUGUUGGAGGUAAAUAGAUCCACACAGAAUUAUGGAUUUGUGAAGUAUAAGCUUAGUUAUUUUUAGUGUUUUAAGAUCAGGGAACUUUUUUUUAGUUUCAGGGCCACAUUUCAUCAUGGGCAACCUUCCCAGGGCCAUAUGCCAAGGAUGGGAAGGGCCAGAGGCAAAAGUGGGCAAACAACAGAUUUGACUCCUGUUUUUUGUACUGUAUUCUAGACACAAAAAGCAAGGUAUCUACAUACACUUAUCUUUCCACCCGCAAUCCAUGCCACCAGGAGGCAUUGUCACAGUUCACGGACACGUUCAGAUGUUGAACUUCUAAUUUAUGUGUAUAAUCAUCUUAAUUGUCUCUAUAUUUAUAGAGUCUCAAAGUAAAUUAGGAAAUAUAUGUUUAGAUUACCCAGAUUCACAAGAGGCUUGAUUAGUCAGAUGUAACAACUAUUUUCAAUUUGUUUUUUAGACAUUUAUUCUUUCUGCAAUUGAAGGCUGACAUUUUGGAAGGAAGGUAAGAAAUCUUUAUUAAGGUAGUUUGACUGGUUAGCUGUUGAAACACUCCAGGUUAAAAGAAAAAGAAAACUUCUCCAUAGUGUUAAGAGGAAGAAUGUAAAAAAAAUUUAGUGCCUUUAAGCUUUUGUAGGAAUUGAGUUUCAUAAGGUAUACAUAUUGAGUUAGAUUUGCGUCCAGCACACUUCCCUGUGCCUCUGAGCCUUUGGACUUCUCCCUGGCUCCAAGCAGAGUUUUGCAGCAGCGGUGUGUGCCUUGUGUAGGUGCAAUAAAUAGCAGUCCACACGCCAGCUUCUUCCUAAUCUAAAGAAGCUUUAAUUUAUGUACAGCAUAGCAAAAAUAAAUCAUCCGGGAGAUCGAGCAGACAUCCUCCCAGUUUGUCAGCGGAAAAUGAAAGUAACUCACACACAAAGAACAAAAAACAUUCCCCAUAUGUGAAUAAGCCACACCUCAGUAGGUAAGGACGACACACAGAACUGCUUAACCCUGUAAGUUCUGAUUCUCCUCACAAUACAAGGCUUAGAACUGAGUUGCUAAAGGGGGCACCAUAUAAAGUUCAUUAACCCAUUGCAAAUUUUCUCCUAAGUAAGUAUUCUUCAAAGGGCACUGUUACUCAUGUAAAAUAACCUUGCGUGAGAGGCACAGCGUGUGGGAGAGUUGUCUUUUGUGGACCUAUGAAGCUACAACAUAAGUUAACUUUUAUUCGAUAUUUCUAGUAUGUUGACAGUAAAACAAUAGCAGAUCUGUUUCACUGGUACAUCUGACUGUUCAUAAUUUUCAUUUUCAAUAUGUUGGAUAGCUUUACCCAGUUUUUAAGAAGUGUAAAUUUGUUCUCGAUUUCCAAAACAAAUGUGAAACAUAAUUACCGUAUUUUUUGCUCUAUAAGACGCACCAGACCACAAGACGCACCUAGUUUUUGGAGGAGGAAAACAAGAAAAAAAAUAUUCUGAAUCCCAGAAGCCAGAACAGCAAGAGGGAUCGCUGCGCAGUGAAAGCAGCAAUCCCUCUUGCUGUUCUGGCUUCUGGGAUAGCUGCGCAGCCUGCAUUCACUCCAUAAGACGCACACACAUUUCCCCUUACUUUUUAGGAGGGAUAAAGUGAGUCUUAUAGAGCAAAAAAUACGGUACCUAUUUUUAAGGUUGUUGUUGUGAAAUGUGUCACUACAAUGUGCUGGUGUUCCAGGUAGGUAUGCUGUAAAGAUUGUGAAUGCAUUCACACAGUAUUGUCUCACUCAGCUUCCUGAAAGGUGCUUUAGGCAUGAAAUAUGGGAGAAAAACAAAAUGAAUAAAAUUGUUUUUGUAUAUGAAAACACCUUGAUCUGAUGAAGGGGUAAUAGUUUUAAAGUUAGAAACCAUAGUUUUAAUAACAGAUGACAAUAAUUGUCAUAGAUAUUUUGUGAUAUUUGGUGGAUGUUUAAGUGCAUUCUAAAUAUAUUGGCAUAUAAUGUUUGAGCUGUGACAUUUACCUGCAGUUCAGACAGAAUGUUAUCAACAUAUUUCAAUUUUUCCUUUCAGGUUGUUAUGCCCUGUUAAUUCAGUUGUGGUACUUGCAUCAUAUGCAGUUCAGUGUAAGUUGUGAUGUAUAUUAGUAAAAUAUUUGGUCCUAUUUCACUAUUUCUUUGGUCCCUAUUGGUCUGUACUCCAGUCAGAAUAUAUAUAUAUAUAUAUAUAUAUAUAUAUAUAUAUAUAUAGGCUAGUUUCCUAACUUGUUCUUGAGUAACAGGCUGUUUUGGAAUCUUUAGCUCUUAUUCUUGGAAAAUAUUACAAAGCUUGUCUGAGAAUGGAGUUCUCCCUGAACAGAUCAGGUUUGGUGGUAAAGCAUUUCUGCUAUCUAAAUAAGAUUGUGUUUAUACAAAUGAUAGUGAGAAAAUAUCUAACAAAAAAAGAAGAGGGGGAAGUGAAGGAAAAAUACAGCUUCCUUGGAGAUGUUACUGCUGAUCUGAAAGUUAUAGUUCUUCAAUAAUUAAAAUUUAAAUUAUUUAUUCAAGACAGUGGGAUGCAUCCAGUGAUGGCAGCUUUGCAUUAGUGGAAAAUGAUCAGUUUAUGCAAUGUGGGACACCCAUUUUUGCCUUUCCUUCUACUACAGCCUUCUGCCAUGUCCAUGCAGCUUUGUAGGGUCCUUUAACUCUCAGAAGCAGAUUUUUGAAGGAUAUUGGAAUUUGCACUGGGAGUGGGGGAUCAGUAAUACUCAGGUGCCCUGUUUUGUGGACAUAGGCUUUCUUUCUGUAAGUCAAAGUUGUAGUUGGAUAUAAUCCAGUGGUUUCCUCUACAUAAAUAGGGAAAUUGUGUUACCACCUAGUACUACUGUUGUGAAUGGUCAUUCUGCUUAUCUUGUAUAUCUUUAAACUUACAUAGAAUUGUCAGAAACUGCACAUCUUACAUUUCAUUCCUUUUGGUUCAUUGUUUGCAGUUUUUAGAUUUUCACAUUCACAUGAAGUGGAUCUCUGGUCCAUGAGUUUUCACAACAAUAAUUCUUUUCAUCCCUGAGGUGCCAUAAGACUGCUCUUUGAGCAGUAUUUAGCAUAAUAUAACACAUUUGAAGGAUUUUAAACAUGUGUCUUGUGAAGAAAGAUAUCAUGAAAGCUUUAAUGGACAUGGGCUAUAGUUGAUUUCAGGUCCUGUUGUAUUCAGGAAAUGCCUGGUGCCUAUCAUCUCUGGUUAUAUGUUGGUAAUAUAACUUUAAAAUUAUGGAAACAAAGUUCUGUCUGAUUUGCAAUGCAACCUCUCUUGUAUCAUUUCUUCAGCAACAUCUUGCUAUAAGAUAGAUAAAAUAUACAGCCUGCAUGAGGUCCCUUGUAGUUCACCCAAGGAAGUUCCUUGGUUCAUUGUUUCUAACACUUGCUUCACUUAUUGUGCAGGGUGACAGAAAAAGAUGCUAUUAAUAAGAUAUCCAAAAAAAUGCCACCACCACAAUUUUUGGGCUGUGAAGGAAGAAUAGGGAGCACACUUUCCUGCAACUGUUGUCAUAUACAAUGUCAGUAUUGGGAAAGGUGAGCAUGCUUAGUCCAAAAAGGCUUGUCUGUCCCAUCUCAGAGGCCUGGUGGAUUUAAUUAGGCCCCACCACCUGCAUAGCCAAUGUCAUUCAAAUUUGCUUAUCAGUAAUAAAAGUUUGAUGGUUUUAGCAUAGAGGCUGAGAGAGAGAGAGAGAGAGUGGUUUUUCUUAAGGUCACCUAGGGUGCAGUCCUCUGCACAAGAUUCAUAGAAUUGUAGGGCUGGAAGGGACCUUGCAUUGCAGGAAUAUGAAACUGCCCCAUAUGUGGAUCGAACUUGCAACCUUUGUGUUGCAGCACCACACUCUAACCAGCUGAGCUAACCAGCUGGUGCCAGUGUUGACUCCAAAAUUAAAAAAUGGUAUGUGAGAUAUUUUCCAUUUACCUUGCUUGGAAAGUGUUAAUGUUAAGCAAACUUUAUUCAAGUUAAUGUUUAACUAUUCAACGUUGUGUCUAAACUUGUUAGCAUGAUCCAUUUGACCUGCUAUCAAAUUUCAGCAGUCUCUGCACUAAACAGCAUAUACAAGGAACAUUAUUAGCCAAGUAAAUGUUUAUACUGUACAGCCUUGGUUCUGUUUUUAAAGUUACAGUAGUUGCCAUUGAUUCAGAAAGCUAGCUAUGUAGAGACUUUAUCAAGAGUUAACAGUUCCUAUUUCAGAGAGAUUAUGAAUGCCUGUUCACAUAAUGUUGUGGACCUUCAGUUGUUUGGAACAGUUGGAGUUGCUGCUCAGGACAAUUUCUGUGUUGUCUGGAUUGACAAAUCAUAGUAGUUGCCACCUCUAUCAGUGUUGUGCUGCCUCUAAGAAUUUCUGCAGGGUGGAGAUGGGAGUGCAGAAAGAUGGAAUAUGACUGACGGGAUGGAAAACAGAAAAUAGUUCAGUUUAGUUUCAGUUGCAACUGAGGUUAUUCCACUUUGGUUCCAGUUGAGGCCUCUAAAGGUUCACUAACCAGUUCAGAGCAUAGUUCAGUUCAUAUGAGAAUAUUUAAAUAUAAGAGUACAUUAAGACAUUAUUAUUUAAAUAAUAUUUAAUAUUUAAAUAUAAGUUUGAAAUACAGUACAGUAAGCCCUCAACUUACACACAUUUAACUUGUGUGUAUUUAACUUUAUGCGCUUGAGAAAAGUUUUAAAAAAAUUAAAAAGGGGGCAGCUAAGUCCAGGAAAAAAGACUUUGCAGCCAAUGUGUUUUAACUAUACAGUGGUACCUCGGGUUAAGUACUUAAUUCGUUCCGGAGGUCCAUUCUUAACCUGAAACUGUUCUUAACCUGAGGUACCACUUUAGCUAAUGGGGCCUCCCGCUGCCGCCGCACCGCCGGAGCACGAUUUCUGUUCUCAUCCUGAAGCAAAGUUCUUAACCUGAAGCACUAUUUCUGGGUUAGCGGAGUCUGUAACCUGAAGCGUAUGUAAACCGAGGUACCACUGUAUGUGAUUAUGGCUUCAGGCAUCAUCCCUGGAACAUAUCCCCCAAAUAUGUUGUGGGUUUACUGUACCUUCUUUUUCAAAGCGCAGGGGGAAUACAGAAUGUCCUCUUCUCAGUUUCACAUGUUUUGGCUCCAUAAUUUUCUCCCUGCUUGCUCCAGUUGUCUUAAAACAUGAUACUUCCUGUAUUUGACAAUCAAAGCAGAAUAAUUCUCAACUGGUUUUAAAGCCAGAAGGAACCUCCAAUCCUAAAUAUGAGUGGGAUCUCAACUGGUUUGAUCGUUUCAUGGUGGGAACUUUACAGAUCUGUGACAUAGAGGAUUACUAUAAACAACUGGAUAUUCUGUGGAAAUUUAGGACCAGCAUCAGAUUGAACUAGGUUUUUAAUUCCUAAUGAUAGGGCUCUUUUGAGUUCAAUUUUAAAAGCAACUUUUAAAUUCAGUUAAUUUAAAUUCAGUUUAACAUAAUUUGUAUGCUGCUUUAUCAUCAAAGGUAUUAAGCAUUUUUAUAUAAAAUAUACAUUGAAAAGGCUGAUUUUAUGAAAUAGCGAAAAUUAACAUUUUAUUAAACUAGGUAAAAUAAUAGAGGGCUUAAACUGUUGAAUCUAUGACUCUUACUUAGGAAUGGGUGUCUGCCAAUCCAUAAAAUCACUGCUCUUUGUUUGCAUUUAGGACUGUUCAUUACCUUUGAUUUUAGGUAUACUUCCUGUCUCUGACCCUUAUUCAUCUUGAACCAAGUAUUGCGUUGGCAUGCUAUUCCUGGCUGUAUUUUCUCACAUAUCUCAAUGGAAGAAAGUGGAGCAAUAUUAGGAACUUCUGUAGGAGUUACGUGACAUUAUUCAUUGUGCCAUUUGUGUAGAGUAAGAUUUUGUUAAGCACCUUUGCAUUUGCAUUAAGAAAACAAUUAUCAUGUGUGUUCUUUUAUUUUUCAUCCCGCCACCCAUCCACCUAUCCCAAAAAAGCUCAGCUUGGAGACUACAAUGGUUCCACCCAUCUUCCAGGAUACCUUUCAGAGUAUUGCUUUAUUCCAGAGCAAAAUCAAGAUUUCACAACCAAAGUUGAAUCGCUGCAUGAACAACACAGGUAUUGUUUUCUGAAAUAGUAAUAUAUACAGUGGUACCUUGGGUUACAUACGCUUCAGGUUACAGACUCCACUAACCCAGAAAUAUUACCUCGGGUUAAGAACUUUGCUUCAGGAUGAGAACAGAAAUCGUGCUCCGGCGGCGCAGCAGCAGGAGGCCCCAUUAGCUAAAGUGGUGCUUCAGAUUAAGAACAGUUUCAGGUUAAGAACAGACUUCCAGAAUGAAUUAAGUUCUUAACCCGAGGUACCACUGUAUUGUGAUAUUUACAUAAAUGGAUAAUUUGCAUGAAGUAUAGAAUUUAAAUGUGAUUCAAAUUAUUAAUUCACAGCAUAUUGUAUAUUCAGACUUCAUACUGUAGGCUCCCAGUAAUUGGCAAAGAUAUCUUAGUUCUUGGACUAUAAGACACAUUAAUAAAAAUGGUUCCAAAUGUGGGGAUUUAUAUAUUUUUUAGGAAUUUGGCAGCCCCAAACCUGUAUGCAUGAGAUACCCAGAUGUGCUGGGUGAACUGAUGACUAUUAAGUAACAUUGGUUCUACUUAUACACUGGAGAGAAUACGUACCAAAAACUCUGAAAAUCUGGAGUUUUCCUAAAAGUUUGGGCUGCUAAUUUACUGCUCUAUUUCUGCUUCUCAUUGUAUGACAAUACUAACACUCAGUUUCCUUAUAUGGGAAGCAAGUCCUUUGCUUUUUGGAGGGACAUAGAUCUGCCCACAGUAAUAGAAACCUAAACUGCAGAUGUAUUUCUACAUAAUGACUGUAGGCGAAUCCAUCAUGAGAUUACCCCGUGAGUGAAAUGUGGAAAAAGAGUUCAGAUUUUUCUUGGAAUGUGUACCUUGAAUUUAUUUUCAUAACGGUACUUAAUGUUUCUGUUAUAGAUAAAUUACUUUCCAAUUAGGAUUUUAUUGCCUUUAAUACCUUAUUGGUUUUUCCCCUAGGGGCCUCAGUCAGUCAGAAGCAGAGUCCUGCUACAUUAAUAUAGCAAGAACACUUGAAUUCUAUGGAGUAGAAUUACACAGUGGUAGAGUAUGUUUACAGUUCUUUUUUAUAUUUAGAGCAACUUGUACUUAAACUUUUUUUUUAAAAAAAUUCAUACAUACCUUAAUAUUAAAAUAGCUAAGUAAGAGGAAAAUGCUCUUUUUUUGCACCUAAAGCAGCUAAGCAUAAAAAACUUCUAUUUCUUAUACACCUAUGGGGACAUUACCAUUAAGUAAUUUGCAUCUUUAUAACUUAGUUUCUUAAGCAGGACUUGUUGUCCUUUACUUUUAACCAUGUUAAAAAUAUGGAUUUGAGAAAAACUUGCAAUAUUGCCAAUUCUCAACUGAGAUUUUAAUAUAUUCUUCUGCCUUUUUUUUAUAAUUGACAUUGCAAGAAGCAUUCUCAGUGGCAUAAGUCAGUUGCUUCUAUAGAAAGCUUCAGAUAAGCUAUAGUUUUAGACUGAAAUGUUUACUUGCAUAGUAUGGGCUGCCUUGGAAUUGGGUGCUCAGCAGGAUUUUUGUGAUGUGUGUGUAUGUAUGCAUGUUUCUGGGGAAACACACCCUCCCAGUCCUCACCAUAUUGCCAACUGUUUUUGAAAGUCCUUUCAGUUUUAAAUGGGGGGUUGCUGUGUGGUGAAGAAUUGCUGUUUGAGGAAACACCAACUUUUAACUUUCCUUCCAUAUGCAGACAUAGUCAUCCAUUUCUUUGGAUUUCAGCUCCAGUAAAUGGCAUCAUAACCAGCACCCACUGACAACUAAGCUACAAUGCAUGCACUUACAGUAAUGACGGCAUGCAAAAAUCUGGCAUAUCUGGUAUUUGUGUGUUUUAAUUAAGCAUGUCUGGGUUGUUUCUCCCAAAUACAGAAAUUGGUCAGCUCCUUUUUAUGUGAGACAUCCAGUUCUUUAUCCCCCAUCACACAGAGAGAAAUUCAAAGUCAAACUUCCAUGUAUCCAUUUGUAGAAUAGGAUUCUUAGUGCUUUAAUUUACCAGUUUUUUCUGUGGUUCUUAUUUUUAGGAUCUUCAUAAUCUUGACCUUAUGAUUGGAAUUGCUUCAGGAGGUAUUGCUGUAUAUAGGAAACUCAUUUGCACAAGCUUCUAUCCUUGGUAAGAUACUUGGGGUAUGGGUGGGUGUAUAAAGUUUUAAGACUGAACAUGAAAAUAACAAAUCUCUCAUUUUUAAAUAAUACCCAUAAAGACCCCUACUGAAGAUGGAGGGUGUUGAGAUUGAAGUCUAUUUAGAAAUCCAGCCCUCUAAUGCUUGGUGUGUGGAACUGAGCCAUGGUUACAUGUGAAGUUGCUUCUUACUGAGUCACAUCACUGGUCUAUCUAGUCUCAUUUAUUUUCUACUGUGACAUCUUUAUCAGCCUCACUAUCUGAAAUCAUUUUUAGUUGGAUAUGCUACUGUCUGUGUUCAGGAUCUUGUGCAUGCAAAGGUUGUUGUUUACCACUGAGCUACGCCCCUUCCUAUUGUUAGUUUCUGAGCUGAGCUGCUCUGCACAUGCUCAGGCAUUCUCUUUAAUAUCAUUAUUACUUAAUACUUUUGUUCAGGUUAUAUAUUUUCCCCUAUUAUACCUAGAGAGAAAUCAGGAGUUGGGUUUUUGAUCUCAGGUGCUUCUCCAUCGUUCUUGUCCCCACAGACAGCAGUGACUAACUGAACUGGGAAUCCAGUAUUGUUUGAACAUUGAAACUUGGUGACUCUGAGAAACAAAAUCAGUGUUAGAACUUACGGCUUGCUUUCGUUUUCCCCCAGAUACAUUUAUUUUGACAGCAGGAAGGGAGAUAAUUUCUGAACCAGACCCCAAGUAAUUGCUGACUCACAUUAAACCUUGAAGGUGUUCUGCAAAACCCCAAAUCAAUUUGGAGAAGAUACAUCCACUUUGAUACGUCUGGAGCAAAUAGUUCUUGUGUUAGAUCUAAUGUUAUUGACUUGAAACUCUUGUAUAAUUCAAGUGAGCUUUAUAUAUAUCACAAUAUUCAAACCAGAUUAAGGGACAUUAAAAAACAAAACAUCAAAUCAGCUGUAAAUAAAAUGCUUAAAUAUCUGCCCUUGACAAAAGUUGAGGGGGAAAUGUUCAGUCGGGACUGAAAUUAUUAAUUUUGAAAUAAAAUAAAUAAAAAGCCUUACCAGUUGCAAGAACAGAAAAAAUCAUGAUUGCUGGGGUACAUAAAGGGUAAAGGGACCCCGUCCAAUCGCGGACGACUCGGGGGUUCCAUGUCACUUUUCUCUGUGUUCAUUCAUAAACCAAUUCUUUCCCAUUAAUCUGUGAUUUUAAAAAAAAUUUAUUAUCACAAAAUAAAAGUGUGCCACAAAAUUCAGAGAAGUGCAAAAUCCAAAGUAUAAUUUUAAUCUGCAUGUCAUCUACAGCGUGCAGAUCAGGUCAGUUUGCAUUGGAAUUCACAAAUACCAAAUUCCUCAGGCAUUCAUAUUGAUUGCAAUAGGAAGCUUGUUAGUACUUCUGUGGACAGCCCAUUAUAAUGGAAUGUGCCACACCUGUAACCCAUGGAUGUGCACAGCAACCUUUUAGAUUGAGGAAUGCAAAGAAUGGGUGUUCCUAGACUCAGGUCUGUCUUUUGAUGGGCAUGUAGUCCAAGCUUGCUUGACAGUAUUGUCAGCUGGUUUUGAUGGAUGCGGCUUGUUAGAGCAGAGCGUAGGAGUCUUGUCAGGAAUUGUGCAAUCCAAUCCAAUCCUGUUUCCUAGAAACAAUUGUUUUUGUUGUGAAAUUGUGGGCUGCACCCAAUACCUUCAGUGUGUAAUUACCUCUAUUUUAUUUCCAUGCAAAAUUUGAAAGUAACUAACAAUUUUAUUGCUUACCUACAAAUUGUAAGUAUAUUGGUUGAGUGGAUUGCACAGGAAAGCACUUUUGAAUGUAGGCUCUCCCUUUCAUUUCAAAUUUUGCUUCAAGCUUAUGGUAGUGAUAAUGAUUUUCUGAGAAAAGAGAAUGUUUUAGUUAAUUAUAGCUACUUACUUAGAUUUUAGUUCCUGUUUCAGAUAUAAUGGAGCCCUUCUGAAUAGUGUGCCAAGGUGUGGGGCUGCUGACCGGGGUGGAGGUAAUUUCCCCUUCCCCAGCAACAUCCCACAUGGUUCAGGAGGGCCUCUCGAUUCUCCAGAAAGGCGUGAGAGGGAAGGGGAGAAAGGAAACUUCCCUUAUGUGAACCUUCUAAGUUAACUUACUUUACAAUCCAAGCAUUGAGUCUGAUGUGCAUUAUUGUACCCGUAUUUUCUAUCAAUGUUUGUUUUGAUUGUGUUAUGUUUUUAGAGUAUGAUAUGGUAUAACUUGUUCCUUUUUAGGGUGAACAUAAUAAAAAUUUCGUUUAAACGAAAGAAGUUCUUUAUCCAGCAGCGACAGAAACAUGUGAGUAUAGUUUGUUUCCCCCAGUCACCCCACCCCUAGACUUUUUUACAAUUAACCUCCAAUCUUGCCACAAGAUGAAGCAAUGAAUUAAAGGCCAUGUCUAUGAGUUGGAAAACAAGGUGUACAGAGAUCCUUCUUAUAGUGUAUAUUUCAUAAUACAUUGAUGAUAUGUGAAGCUAAUUGCUGUAGAGGUGAUUGAUGUUUGGACGGAAUACUUGAUCAGAGAUUUUCUUCCUACCCUGUGCCCUGCACCUGCUUUUUAAUUCAAAGAAAAGAUGUAAUGAGAUCUGAUCAUUAAUUUGAUCAAGUCAGAAUGGUGGUCUGCUUAAUUAACAGCAACUGUGCCUCUGUGGGAACACAUGAAUUCAAGGUUCUAGCUAUCAGAGCUUCUAAUUAGCUGGGAAUCUCUGGGUCAAUUGCUGGGCCAGUUUCUUGGGUUAUUCCUUUAUUCUAUGCUUCACACUGUGCUGUUUGUUCCUGUUGUGUGGCUCCAUGUACCUUGCAGGCUAGAUCAGCUAGGUUUGUUGUUUUAUUCUGACUUGUAUUUUUAUGCACUGUAAAUAAAAUACCUCACUUAAAUUUGGUGUGCUCUUUUCUGGAAAUCCUGAGUCCCUAAUUGCAGUGUUUUGGACUUCUUGGUUAACUGCUUCUGUAUAGUGUAACUGCCUGAAGCCUAGAGGGCAGAGUGGACUUGCAGAAUUUGGUUGGAAGGCUCUGGUUUGAUUUUUGUACCGACUUAGGCCAAAUAAGUUUCCUGACUCCCUAAGCUUGGUGGUCAGACAGUGUUAACAUUAUUGACAUAAUAAUUGUUCAUUGACAGCUGAUUUAUUCUGCUUUAAUGGUGGUUGUCCAAUGCUUCCCUAAUGCUACUGCAGUAUUGCUGUGCUGAAGGGCUAUAGGGGCCUAUAGCAUAACAAAAGCCGGCCAGUAUCCCUCACUCCCCCAUAUAUUUGUGGCAUGAAAAGUUAUGCAAUUUCAGCAGGCUACUGCAGGAUAUGCAUUGAUUGGAAAUGAAGCAGUAUGAAACACUGCCUCCAACACAUAUUUAUAUAAAGUGGAAUUACGUAUAGCUGCCCCCAUAGAAUCAAGAGCACACAUCAUUAAGGAUGUGCAAUGAAAAGAAUAUCUGGAGAAGCCCUUAGAGUGAAAGCAUGUGGAAUAUAGCAGUAAACACUUUAGAAAUUUUUCAUGUGGGUUAUUUCUAAAUCUGAUCCAUACAAAUUCUCUGCUGAUGUCCCUAGAGAUUUGUAGCCAAAUACAUAUUUUCUUUUACAAGUAAGUGUCUGGUGUCUACUGGUAAUCAUGCUGCAGAUUUCUGCUUUGUAGAAAAGCGUUACAAAAGCAGCUUUAAAUUAAAGCCAAUAUGGCAUGUCCUACAAAGUGGCAGGUGGAUCAGAUUUCUUCAUAGUGAAGAAUGCUAACCUUAAGCAUUGUUUGCUGUCUCAUUGAUUGAUGGGUUCAAUAACUCUUCCUUUGCUCCUUACAAAAAAAUAAACUUAUAAUUUCUGCAGUUUUAUUCAAUCUGUCCAUGUUCAUUUUAUUUCAGUACUUCCUUCGGCAGACCAAGCUAUAAUUGUUCAGAAGAGUUUGCUACCAUUUUCCUCUGUCCAAUUUUUCUGGCCCUCUACCUCAAAUCAUUGUAAAGCGCUCAGGGCAAUCCAUGGAAAGGGGAAGGGGAGAGCUGGGAGAAUAUUUGGAACCUAUUGAAAUAUAUACAUUUUGUAUAUGUACAUACAAAAGCUUGUACAAAUCUGACAAUAUUGACACAGAUAUAUGUUGGCAGAAUUGUUUUUCUGUUGCAAACAGUAUAAUGAGGCCAUCUUGCAGCAAAAGGUAGAAUUGCAACAUUUGUAGUACAGCUUAUUUGGAACUACCCCCACAGUCUGUACAUGUGGAAAGCAGCUAUUACCCAGUACUGCUAAGCACUGGGAACAUGUAACCAUACAUCUGUAUUUGCAUCUGUAAAUUCUACUUUAAGUCAAAGCUGAAAAUACAUCAUAUAUUUCCGUUUCAGUGUUAACAUUUACAAAUUGGUCUUGCCUUGUAUAUAAAAUUCUUAUAAGACAGUAGUCCCCAGGAUCGCCCAAACUUUAUGUAACUUCAUCAGAGGCUAACCAGCUGCUCCAGUAAGCUCACAAGGCCAAGGGAUGAGAGCCAACAAACUGAAGCUCAGUCCAGAUAAGAGAGUAUUUGCUUCUCUAGACUGAGUGGAUGGGAGGGUGUCUGCUCUUGAUGGAGGUAUACUCCCUUUGAAGGAGUAGGUAUGUAGCUUGGGGGUAUUUCUGAAGCUCAGGUGGCCUCAGUGGCACAGGUGACUUCUAUCAGCUUCAGCUGGUGGCCCAGCUGUGCCCCUAUCUGGACAGGGAUAGCCUAACUUCUGUUGUCUGUCCUGUGGUAAUCUCUUUACUGUGGUAACCUCUUACAGCAAUACUUUAUACAUAUUCUAAUUAUUGAUUAGAAUAAUUCUGAUACACAUUUUAUUGUUGCAGAAUGAAUCCAGGGAACACAUAGUUGCCUUCAAUAUGCUAAACUACCGAGCAUGCAAAAACCUGUGGAAAUCUUGUGUGGAGCUUCACACAUUUUUCCAGGCAAAGAAGAUGCUACCUCAUGAAAAGUUACUUUCCCAUUAUUGGACCACGAGUUCUAGAACACCAACCAAGUGAGUAUGAGCUCUUAAACAGAAUACUUCUGAAUGUAAUUCUGAAACCCCUUUACAUAUAUAAUACUUAAACAGUUUCUGAAUAAUUUAAGACUGAUUUUGUAAAUUUCAGGUUGACUUCCCAGCACAUCACUAGAAGCCUGGAAAUUGUCCCACAGGGAAGCCAGGGGAGUCUGUUAAAAUUGGAAUGGGUCAAUUCUAAGGAAACAAAGAAAUGAACUUUAAAAUAACUACCAGUGUGGAACACAGCAAGGGCUAGCCUGGACUAUAUUUGGCAUGUGUCCGACAACUAGUUUAAUGAAACUUGAUGUUCUUCAUGUUCUGUGUGUAGUUCCGCAUUACAGAUUCUGUUCUCUUGUAGAGCUGCAAUCAGAACUUUUGACAGAAAGAUGAGCAUUUUGAAGGGAAGCCUGUCCCCCUUCUGAGUGCAUGCAGUAAAGGGAUGUAGCUCCCACUUUCUCUCUGGCAACUUUUUGACUUCCACAGCAGCAGCAUUCUAAAGAACUUCUGUUUAAUGCCUUGCUCUUCAGAGUGUGAACUAGAUUUUUCUUCUUUUCUCUCUUUACUCAGUUCCCCAGAAGCUGCGGAGUUCGUAGUUUUCCUUGUUAUAAACCUCAGUUUGGCCAAUACAGUAGUGAUUCCUAGUUCUGGUGCUGGUGAGAAUUCUCUUUAGUAUAAAUAAUAUUGUUUCCCAGCUACCACAAGCCAGGUCACAAACUUCUCUGGAGUCUGAUCACAGAGAGGAGGAUUAGCUUUUGAAAGGAGAGUUGGCAGACAUUGACAGGUUACUUUCCAUCCAGGCUGUUUCCAGUCAUUCUAUCCAAGACAUGUUGCAUGCUGCUGCUCAUGGAGAACAAGCUGGAAGGAAAAGUACAAAGUCUGUCAACAUCCAAAAGAAUGUGCAGGGCACCUCUUAACAAAGUACAUUUUCCUGAGUCCUUCAUCAGGAUUUGAAAGGCCAGUUGGGACAUCAGCAAGGCUUACCAGGCAUGGGCCGGAUCACUGCUGCGGAGAUCCUCCGUGGGCCGGACCGGCGCAGUGCAACGCCGAAAAUCGCGUCUGCGCAUGUCCGUGGGCCGGAAAUCGCACCUGCACAGAAGCAGACAUGCGCAGACGCGAUUUCCAGUAUCUGGGCAUGCACAGAAGCGAUUUUCUGAGCCACAGAAGAGAGUUGCUGCACCACGCUGUGCCAGUUUAGCGCAGUGCAUGGGGACUCGCCGAGCAGGCGGCUUGGUUCGGGGGCAGCUUGUGGGCCGGUUAAACGGCCUCUGUGGGCCGCUUCUGGCCCAUGGGCCUUAGGCUGCCGACCCCUGAGCUAGAGGCAAUCUGCUUAAUUGCUUGGUUAAAUACAGCUCUGCUUGCUUCCACAAAGCAUCAUCAAAGUUCUGCUGCUGGAUGUUUCUGUGGCAGUGCUGAUUUCUAAUGAUUUCAAUAAAUUUUUAUAGAGAUAUAGUUUUAAGUGGAAGGGAUCUUUCUGUUUUUCUAGUCUGAUCUGGGAGGGCAGAGGCAUCCUUCUCUGUGGAGGAGGCAGUACAAGUCAUUGGCUCUGCUCAAUGAGCUAAGGGCAGAGAGCUUCCUAAAGAAUUAAAAUGUCCUCUGGGAGUUUAGAGAACAUGAAUUUCCAGUAAGAAUUUCCUCUUUCUGCACCUAAAACAAAGAUUUAUUAUGCACAAAGUACUUUGUCUAAAGUAUGUUGUUUUAUUUCAGAUCUUCUAACAAUCAUUACUGCAAAAAAGUAAUAGGUGGUAUGAUUUGGAAUGCAGCUAUGAGGAGAUCUUUGUCAGCUGAACACCUAGAGACCAAAAGUCUUCCUUCUCGGUCUCCUCCAGUUACCCCAAACUGGUAAGAAUUAUCUUUUUAUCUUCCAUAAAAUGGGAGGGGACAUGAGCACAAGGCAAAGUUUUAUUUGUGUCAAAAUUUAAUUUUGAUGUGAUUAAGAUCUCUCUUAAAGAUGAAUAAUAAAGAUUCAAAAUAGCUACCGGUAUAUUUCAAAAUGUUACUGCAAUUAUUUCCAAUAGUCAGUUCUUGGUUGUUGGAGAUGGCUUUUGAUUCAACAGCUUCAAUAUGCAAGGAAGUAGUGGAGGGGUUCUUUCUCCCACAAUUCUAAAAUAUAAAGACUGACUUCCUGACUCUAGAAGGAGGAACCUAUCCUAAGUAGUUGUGAUACUUGCUUGAAGUUAAACAGAAUUUCACAUUCUGUUUUUCUACUUAAAAGUAGAAAAUUGUGUUUAGAUUGCAAUUCUGUGUAUGCUAAUCUGAGUGUAAGCCUCAUUGAACACAAUAGCAUUUAUUAAUGAGUAAACACAUUUCUUCUAUAUAGGUUUUGUCUGUGGUCCGUUCUGCAUGUUAUAGCUCAUGUCUACUUGGAAUAAAUGGGCUUUGAAUUUAAAAAUAUUAUUAAACAAGUGAUGAAAUAAUUGUAGCCUCUGAGUGUGUGUUAUAAUAUAUUAAGCUUCUCAUAUUUAAAAAAAGUUUAAGAAAGAUACUAUCACAACUAACUUCUGAAUCCUUCCUCUUUUAAGGCGAAGUCCUAGAUUACGUCAUGAGAUUCGUAAACCACGACACUCAUCUGUAGAUAACCUUGCAAAUGAGAUUUCCUAUAUAACUGAAACAGAAGAUGUGUUUUACACCUACAAAGUUUCCCCAGCUUCCAAGGAUAGUGAUUCAGAGUUGUCCCAGAGUCGCAGCCCAUGGAGAAGGUAAAUAACCUCUACAAACAGUGAUUUCAGUGCUACUCUGCACUGAUAAUUGGUAAACAACAAAAUUAAGAAGAUAUUUCAUAUUAAAUAUUUCAGUAGUAAAAGAAUAAUGCUAGUAACGAAGACUGAUACCAUAACCCUGAGUGUUUAGUCAGAAGUACCAAAUUCCUAAUUAGAGACAUCACUAAUGCAUUUUUUUAAAUUAAAUCUGUAUACUGCCCUUCAUCUGAAGGACUCAGGAUGGUUCACAGCAUAAAAAUAAAAGAUAAAAAAAUACAAAAAAACAAGAACAAGCACAAAAUAAACCAAUAUCCUCACAAACACAUUUAAAAGGAUAGGAUGUCAAUCAGCCGAAGGCCUGGUUGAAGGGGAACGCCAGGCAAGCCUCCCUACAGAGAGCCUUCCACAAAUGGAGCCACCACAGAAAAGGCCUGUUUUCAUGUUGCCAGACAUCUCAUCGAGGAGGCACUCAAAGAAAGGGCCUCGGGUGAUGAUAACAGGGUCUGGGUUGAUUCAUAUGGAGAGAGGCGGUCCUUGAGAUAUUGUUGUCCUGAGCCAUUUAAGGCUUUAUAGGUCAAACCUAGUGCUUUGAAUUGGGCACGGAAACUGAUUGGCAAUCAGUGCAGUCAGUCCAGAAUUGGAGUAAUAUGCUCAAACCACCUUGCCACAGUGAGCAACCUGGUCUCUGAUUUCUGCACCAGCUGAAGUUUCUGAACCAUCUCCAUUGGCUUCCUUAUGUGUAACACUUUGCAGUAAUCAAACCUGGAGGAUACCACAGCAUAAACAGAAGUUAGGCUAUUCUUGUCCAGAUAAGGGUGCAGCUGGGCCACCAGCCGAAGUUGAUGGAAGGCACUGAGGCCAACUGAGCCUCAAGUGACAGCGGAAGAUCCAGAAGUAGCCCCAAGAAGUACCUGCUCCUUCAGAGGGAGUGUAGCUCCUUCAAGAGCAAGCAGCCUCCCAUUCAUCUGCUCUCGGGAACCAUCCACUAACAGUGCCUUAGUCUUACGUAGAGUGAGCUACAGUUUGUUGGCUCCCAUCCAGUCCCUUACUCAUCCAAGCAAGACAGUGGUCCAGCACAUCCACUGCCUCACCUGCAGAUGUAAAGGAGACUUAGAGCUAUGUGUCAUCAGUGUGACAAUGUACUCCAAACCUCUGGAUAACCCCACUCAGUGAUUUCAUGUACAGUGGUACCUCCGGUUGCGCACAGGAUCUGUUCCAGAGCUCCAGUCAGAUCCUGAGGAAUUCACAACUGGAGGUGCCUCUUCUGUGCAUGUGCGUGGCGCGGUAGAGCACUUUUGCACAUGCACGCUCGGUGAAACCUGCAAAAAUACUUCUGGGUUUGCCGCGUUCGCAUCCUGAAGGAUACGCAACCAGAGGUGUGCGUAUCCAGAGGUACCACUGUAGAUGUUAAACAGCACAGGGGUUAAAAUCGAACUCUGAGGAAACGCGCACUGAAGAUUCCAUGGGACCAAAGAGCACUCGCCAAGCAGCACGCUCUGGAAAUUACCAUCUAAAUAGCACCGGAAACACCACAAAGCAGUUCCACCCUACUGUACUGUUGGUUUCUUUGCUUUUUUGCAUUCACAUAUAUGCUAUGCAUGCAGUGAAAUGCUCAAUGACUUAAGCAGCAUAUAAGCUGCAUGUUCUUAGUUUAAAAAUGCAAAAUCUGUACCAUAGAAAGUUAAAUCUUAUACUGAAAAUAAAUUUUUGUAUAAAGAUAUUUGAGGAUUCAUAGGAUCCAAAUAUUGCAUGAAACACUCAUCAAAUGAUGCAUAACAUUUGGGGUGGGGUUGGAACUCAGGGAAUGAUGGAAAUCUUGGGCCCAGUUCAUACCCCUAUUAUAUAAACAAGCAGGGGAAACAGAAGGCAUAUGUCAUUCCCAUUUCUGCCUUUUCUAUCUGUUGUUCACUUCCAAAUCAGCCUUUAGGGUUCAUGAAACUAAUAGACCCAGAUGGCAGUGUGAGUGAACAAAUAUUUUCUUCGUUUCUUCAAGGGCAUAAGAACAGUGUAUGAGUGAAUUUUGAUAAACUAGUUAUUUUCCUUGCAUCCUUUUAAGAAUGUACUGUAUAUGUUUUCUGCAACAGUUACAGUUUUUAAAAUGGAACAUGUAAUUCGCCUAGAUUUUGAAACAGUGACUCUAGAGAGACAAAUGAGCGUUGAUUAAAUGAUUUUGUAGAGUACCAAUGCAGUUUGUUCUACAGUGGUACCUCGGGUUACAUACGCUUCAGGUUACAUACACUUCAGGUUACAGACUUCGCUAAUCCAGAAAUAGUGCUUCAGGUUAAGAACUUUGCUUCAGGAUAAGAAUAGAAAUCAGGCUCUCCAGCGGUGCGGCAGCAGCAGGAGGCCCCAUUAGCUAAAGUGGUGCUUCAGGUUAAGAACAGUUUCAGGUUAAGUACAGACCUCCAGAACGAAUUAAGUACUUAAACCGAGGUACCACUGUAUACGCCUGAAUAAUUUUUAGUCUCAUAGAAGAAAGCGUCUUGUCAAGUUUUGCUUUCUGCAUAAAAUCAAACUGAUGAGCUUUUGAUACUUAGUUUUUGAAUACACCAUUUCUCUACUGCUUAAAAUCUUUGUUAUGAAACAUUUUGUUUAAUUAUCCUUUGCUUGUGUGUGUUUUCUUCAGCAGAUCAUCAGAACAGGAAUCACCAAAGUGAGUUUUCCAACAGUGUCACAAAUUCCUCUUGUAGCUGAAAUUUUAAGAUAUUCUAAUCAAGUUAAAUCCCAGAAAACAUAAUAACAUGUAUUAUUUAUUCAUUCAUAAACUAGUGUUGCUGAUUUGUUUCUCUCGAAAUAAGCCCUGGUUUAUUUUUGGCUUGCUAUUGUAGUCUGUUUGAUGCUCACACCUCCAAGACAGGAAAGGGAGGAGGGGGUGGGUGCAAUUUCAGCUGGUCCCUGGUAAACCAUAGUUUAAGUCUGACUUAGUGUUACAUUUGAGCAUGUGUGUAUAUAAAAUAUUUUAUUAACAUAUUAAUUUUUGCUGCACCAGAAAAACUUUCUGAGUCUUGAGCUGAUAUUGCUAGUGAAAAUGUGAAUAUUUAUUAUGUUCUUCUUGUAUCUUAAAGUGUGGGGCUGGAAUAUAGUGAGCUAAAGUAAAUGAAAAAUUUGAAAUCCUGAAAAAAAAAAUCCCACAACUGGCUUGUCAAAAAGAAAUCCUUAUAUUCAGAAGAAGAAAUCAUUUUGCAUAAAAAUUCUUGGCUUACACUAAAUAGUGUGGUCUGGCUAAUAAUGUUUAACUUGUUUUGUUUUUUUAAUGAAGGAACAUAUUGGAAAAUAAUUCAACACAGAACGUUUUGUCUCAGACUCUCAAUGGAGUUGGCAACCUUUCAGGGUCUCAUCCUUUGACUGGAAAAGAUCAACAGUCUUUAGAAACAAAUGAAAAUGUUUCAAAAGGACUUUUAAUGGAUGACUCCAAUCAGUACUACUUUGAUAAGGUAUGAUAAACAAGAUGAAACUGGCACUUCCUGAUAAGCUUAAACAGCAGUGUAGGUGAGACAGAACAGGAUACCUUUUCAGUUGACAAGCAGCCAUUUCUUUCAUACAUCAAUUCCAAUCCUAAGGAACCCAGCCCCCAUCCUGGUCAUUUUGUAGAAGAGGUGUGUAUCUGUACAGUAAGCUUUUAAAAAUUAUUUGUAAAUAUGUAUUGAGAAGUUGGAGGGUGUCUGGAUGUGAAUUGUAUGUUCCAUUACACUGAUGGUUGUAUUUAUACUCUGUACAUUUGUGUUGACUUGUCAAUUGCCUUGUUUGCUUGUGGAUUAUUAUCUUUUUAAGAGAGAGGGGCAAAAUUAGCCUUAUCAUAGAGUUUCAGACUUUGGCUAGAUAGUUCUAGAUAGUUCUUUGGCUAGAUAGCUCCUUUGAAAUGGACAAAUCUAUGUGGAGGGGAUGCCCAGUUUGCAAAAAUUUCUCAUGAUAGGUAGUUUAUCAUGAUAAAAUUUCUCAUGAUAAGUAGUUUAUGAUAGGUAGUUUAAUGAAGAUUAUCCAAGUCAUCCAACUGAGGUGGUACUUAACAUGUUUCACAGGUAAAAAGCCUCUUUUCCUUGUCUUCCAGAAUGAAGUUAUUGAUGGAGACUUGCUUUUGAUACGCAUUUUGCCAGAUGAAGAUGGAAAAUUUGGAUUUAACCUGAAGGUAAAAAGGCACUAGUAAAGCAAUAUUGAUAAUUAAAUAUAACUUGGGAGUGAGCAUUGCAGGGGAACCACUGGGAAAUGUUGCUUGCAUCUUUUUAAACAUGCUUUCCCCAGUUUGUGAUAAAGUACAGUGGUGCCUCGCAAGACGAAAUUAAUCCGUUCCGCAAGAGUCUUCGUCUAGCGGUUUUUUCGUCUUGCGAAGCAAGCCCAUUGACGGAUUAGCGCUAUUAGCGCUAUCAGCUGUUUAGCGGCUAUUAAAGGCUUAAAGGCUUAGGGGAUUAGCUGCUAAAAGGCUAUUAAAGGCUAUUAAAGGCUUAGCAGAUUAGAUAAAGGGGGAAACGCGAAAAAACAAUUUCUAGACUCGCAAGGUAUUUUCGUCUUGCGAAGCAAGCCCAUAGGGGAAUUUGUCCUGCGAAGCAACUUCAAAACGGAAAACCCUUUCGUCUAGCGGUUUUUCCGUCUUGCGAGGCAUUCGUCUUGCGGGGCACCACUGUAUUAUGCUGCUGUUCUGUCAAAACACUGAUUGGUUUAGUGGAGUAUUGAUAAUUCUUCCUCCCUAUCUUCUCCCUGAAUAAACCAAAUUUUAUUGCCCUCAGCUAGUUAUUAGUGUUGUCAUGUGGAUGCUAAUUAUGAAAGAGCUUUGUGCACUAGAUAUAAAUGGGAAUGCAAGGGUCUUCAAAUUACAAGUGGAUAUUGGGGGUGAGCAAAUCCCGACAAAUCUUGCUAUUCUCACCUUUUGGGUAAAAUUCUAUGCAUGUUUUGUUUUGAACAGAAACUUUGAAAUUUGCCUCAGGUUUUGCUUUGAGUGUAAGUCAUUAUUGACCCUGAUUAAGAUAUUGAUUCUCUUUUAGUUAAAGAUUUUGCAUUGUUUUAACAGUACAUUUGCCCCUACACAGUGAUUUGGAAUAAUGUUAUGUGCAUAUUAUUUGUCAUCUGCCGAAGCUAUGCUAGUAAAUUUCCUGGAGUAAAACUAUCUUUGCACAGAUUGUAAAGAAAUUAGAUCAAAUGUAAACAUUUGGUCAUGAGACCUAGUUCAUUACUAAGCAUUUUCUAGUAAACCCCUUAGAGGAUUUUCAUUAUGUGUUUUUAACAGGUAACCAUGCUGAACCCCCCCCCCCCAGAAUGCUGUUUUAAAGAUUAGAUCUUACAGCUAUGUGCGAUUUAUUGCUAUAUCGUUCAAUGCAUCACGAUAACUGGUUCAUUAAAUUUGACCUAUAUUUGGUCAAAUUUGACAAUAUAUCAUUCAAAACACCAGAGGGCAGUAUAAUUGUGAGCAAUUUGAGUAGUCCUGUCCCUGUGCGUGGUUUGUCUCAGCCAAAGGCAGAACAAUUUCAGCCUCGGCACCUUGCAAUAAGUCUCAGCUGAGGACAGAACAGAUUCAGCCCCAGCAACUUGCAAUAACUGUGUCCAGCCUUGUGAUAACAGCGGUGUUCCCUCUCCCUGCUCUGGCUGCUUCACAGUGGUUUGUCUCAGCCGAAGACAGAAAAGUUUUGAUCUCAGCAUCUUGUGAUAGCUGCGGAGUUCUCUUUCUCUGUCGGCUGAUGCAACAUCCAAGACUGCCUGCUGCUUCUUCUGUAUGCCCCAUCUCCCCCACCACCCACCUGCACAACAUCCAAGACUGCCUGCUCCUUCUCUCCCAAGCCCCAUCGCCAACCCCCCCUCCUGCAGAUCUCCAUGGCUGCUCCUUUGGCCAUCCACAUGCCAGACCUUCAUGGCCACCCUAUAUAGUUCUGUGUUUCAGAUAUCAUAAUAUAUUGCUAUAUUGCAUUGUUUAGCUGGUGAUAUAUCACAAUGUUGAAAAUCAGAUAUCACCCAGCCCUAGUCUAGAGACUACCUCUUAGUACAGGAACUGUUAGUAUAUAUCUAUCUAGCUAUAUAUACACCGUAUUUUUCGCCCCAUAGGACGCACCGGCCCAUAGGACGCACCUAGUUUUUUUGAGGGGGGGGAAUAAAGAAAAAAAAAAUAUUUCGCCCCCAGGCGCUUGUGGGGCCGGCAGCAGGGAGAAGCGCUCUUCUCCCCACCGCCAGCCUUCAGACCAGGUCUGGGGGCAGCGGGAAGGCACACUGCGCCGCCCCGCUGUCCCCGGAGCUUGCGGGGCUGGCGGCGGGGAGAAGCACGUGUCUCCCCGCCAUCAGCCUCUAAACCACAGCGGGAUGGCGUGCUGCGCCUCCCUGCUGACCCCCGAGCUUGUCGGGCUGGCGCUGGGGCUCUCCUGAAGCCUGGAGAGCGAGAGGGGUUGGUGCACACCGACCCCUCUCGCUCUCCAGGCUUCAGCAAAAGCCUGCAUUCGCCCCAUAGGACGCACACACAUUUCCCCUUCAUUUUUGGAGGGGAAAAAGUGCGUCCUAUAGGGCGAAAAUACAGUAACUCUUGCCAGUGCUUUUUUUCUAGAAAAAAAGGUUCCAGUACUGCCCCCCUCACCGCCACAGCGCCCCCGGCCCCAUGCCCCCUUCCAUGGUGGGCUGUUACCGUGCUUGCACGGGACUCCUCAUGCCUAAAGAAUGCAGUGAGGUAUGCACCACUUUCCUGCUGGAGAGGGGAGCGGAGCACAUAGAUCAUCCCGUGGCAGCCAUCCACUUUUCCCUACCUCUGUUUAGUAGCCACUUACAAGAGAUGGGAGGAGAGUUGGGAGCAGCCCUCUAUUAAGGAGUGAGAUUGGGGAGAGAUUCUUCCCACUUGGAGAAGACGAGGCUUCCUGGACCAAGUGACCCUCAUAGCUGCCUCCUCAGCAGCCAUCCCAAGCAGCUUCUUUCAGCUACAAUGCUACUGCUGCUGGCUGUGCCCUGUCUCAAGGUGCCCAGGAGCUUUUUCCUCUGCUGCUGCUGCUGCCACCUCCUUCCUUCUCAUCAGGUCUUGCCUCCUUCUCUUGCUUCUGCAGCUCUGGGUUUUGAAAAGGCUUCACAGAAUUUAUGAUUUGUUUGUUGCCUUUUCCUCCUUGGGUGGUUUCUUAUAAUUAUGGCAAGAAGCCAGAAGGGGGGAAAGUGCCAGUACGACAUACCAAUUUGUACCACCAGAAAAGAAGCAUUGGCUCUUGCUAUAUAUAUGUCUUUCCCCAACAACCUUUAGUGAAAUGUAGUGUAAAAAUAAGCUCUUUUCCUACACAUUUUCCUACACAUGGCUCUGUGUAGAAAUUAUAUACUCUUUCAUUUCAUUGUAGAAUAAAAUAGUUCUUUUUUCAUACUGAUAAGAUUGACAGUAGGGCACUUAUUUGUUUUUAUUUAUUUUAUUCCAUUUACAUCCCACCCCCUUCUCCAAGGGAGCUCGAGGUGGUGUACAUGGUUCUUCCCCUCUUCAAUGAAUUCCUACAACAACCCUGUAAGAUAGCUUAAGCUAAGAUGAGCCUUAUGACCAUGUGGAGAUUUGAACCCUGGAUUCCCAGGUCGUAGUCCAACACUCUAAUCAUUAUGUCACACAGUGUAAAAGGAGCAGGGAGGAGGAAUGAAGAAAAUUGCAGGAAGGAAAUAGGGUACAAGUCGAGUGUUGGAAGGAGAAGACAAAAGGAAAGGAGAUGAGAAAAUACAUGUGGGGAUGGGGGGAGAAAUAAUACAAGAGAAAAUGAUAGUAAUUGUCUACCGAACUCUUCCUCCAUCUACCAUUUUGCUGACUGAUGGAUAUCUGUAAUUUUCAGCUUUCUCAACUAAGCUCUGAUGAUAGAAAGAUUGCAGACUUCUGUUGUAUAGGAUACUUGCUGCUUACUUGGAAUUCUGGUGAAGCUGGUUGGAUUUCAUGAUCCCCUAAUAUUAACAAUUAGGAAGAUGUGCUAGAUCAUACCUUUGGCAGCUUUAGACCACAGGGGGAAGAUUUUGGACAAGCUUUGUUUUAAGUUAAGCUUAUCUGACACAUAAACUUCUGGAACGCCCCAUCACAGUUUGAAAACUGUUAUAGAUAAAUCAAGUAUUGCACAGUUACAAUGCCAGCUUAUUACAUAUCUAAUCAAUAGAAAACCCCAUUGUGUUUAAUAGAAGUUUUCCCCAGAGCAUAGGAUUUCAGCCUAAGUGUAUUAACUAUUCAGAUGUAUUUUAAAUGUUUUAAAGAUUGUAUUGUUUUGUCACUGUUGCUUGCCAUCCUGGGGUGCUUUGAGAGGAGUAGCUAGAUAUAAAUAUAAUAAUUAAAAAUAUAAUAAAUAAAAAUACUUUGGCACCAUGUUUUAGGGGGGCAUUGAUCAGAAGAUACCUCUAGUUGUGUCCAGAAUCAUUCCAGGUUCCCCUGUAAGUAUAAACUUUUGAACUUCCUUCAUUUUUGUAUUGUAUUUUAUCUUGAGUCCCUAUCAGGGAAAAAAGCAGAGUAUAGAAAUCUACUACUACUAUGACUAUAACUGCUGCUGCUGCUAAUUGUUAGUAGAAUAAGAGAGUGGGAAGAAAACUUGGACAUUAUCUCAAUAGAAAUGCAUAAAAUCAGGAUGUGGGCCCCUGGAUUAUUCAUUCAGCUUCAUUCUCAAUCUGAACUGAAUAGUGUCAGACAUUGCUGAUGGAAAAUUGUUCCAAAUAUAUUAAACAAAUAAAUUUUCCAUGGUUUCCUAAUGCAGAUAAUACUUCAUCAAGAUAAAGAAUAGCACUGCUAAUUAGAGAUUCAGUCAAAUCCUUCACACUGAAGUUAAUAUCCAAUUUGUUUCUUAGACUGAAAGGUUUGAAAAUGGUGACUUCAUUUUCUUUUGUCUUAUGGCAGUCUGAUAAAUGCAUUCCAAAAUUGCUUGAAGGUGAUCAGAUAGUAUUAAUCAAUGGCCGGGACAUCUCUGAGCACACACAUGACCAAGUAGUGAUGUUUAUAAAAGCCAGCAGAGAGUCACAUACACGUGAGCUUGUACUUCUGAUCAGGCGGAAAGGUAAGUAUUUAUGUGAUGUAUUGUUAUUGAAGAGUGGGAUUGUGGUGGGAUCAUGCUGCUAGGAGCAUAACUGAGCAGGAUUAUUGUCUGUACACUAGAAGCUAUUUUAUUUCGAGUUUUUCUUUAAAUUUCUACAAGGAGUCACUUGAAACAUUGGAAUCUCAUAGUUAACUAAAGCUGGUCUUCUGGGGAGGAAGAGGGUAUAGCCUCCCUUCAGCUCUCCACUCCUAGGGCAAUUAGUAGUUUGAGCUCGACCCUCCUUCUGGCGUGGAAGGGAAGGAAGUGUUUUGAUCCCUCGCUUCCAUCUUUGAAUUUCAGGACUCUACUGGUCUGGAUCCAGGCACCAGAGACUUGAGAUUCCAAGAUACCCCCCAUCAUGCCAUUAUAUCAAGAUUUUUCUGUAAUCAUGGUUUGUGUGACAUCCAAAUUGGCCUUGUCUGUAGACCCAAUCUUUGCAAACUGAUCUCAGCAUGGUUUCAAAUCAAGGUUUUGAGAUAAGUCGCUGGAGUUAAAAUUGUUUUCCCCCUCAUGAGAGCAAUAUUUCAGCAAUUUGCCAAAGAAAAAAAUAGUUGCUGAGACACAGAAAGAGAUUGAAUUGCAUCUCCCUCCCUGCUAAUAUUCACCUGCCUUAGGCUAUUUGCUUUGGAACUGUCAAAGAGCAACAAUUAGCAAAGCAGCUUUUACAAAUCUGUCCUUUUUCAUGUACAUUUUCUUUAAAAUACCUAGACAUUACUGUUUGAAGAAUGUUAAAGAUCUGGAUUUGCCUGUGUAUUUUUAGUUCUUAGACCAUUUGUUGAGAACAAGUUGGAAGAUGAAGCUGAUGGAUCCAGUUUUCUGGAAACAAUUAUUCCCAACUGUUCUGAGUAUGGUGAGACUUUAGAAGAAUCAAUGGAGCAACUAAAGAAAGGACUGGAAAGUGGAACUGUCCUAAUUCAGUUUGAAGUAAGCAACCAUCACAGUGUCAGACCCUUGGUUUGAAUGUGUCCCUUCCUAAACAGAUGCAAAUAAAGCCACUAUUCUCUUGGCUACUCUCCUCCUUCUAACUUUCUCUUCUCUGUGAUCGUGUGCUAUAUUUGUUGACAGCACUGGCCCAGAAAUGGAGCACUUGGUGUUCCAGAAGCUAAGGGUCCAUUCAGGUGCUGGCCAAAGCAGCAUUGUAAGUCAUGACUUUAAAAACAUAAAAGAGCCCGGCUGGAUCAGGCCAAAGGCCCACUUAGUCCAGCAUUCUAUUUUCAUAAUGACCAUGUUUUAACUAUACUGAAGUGCAAGUUUCUAAAAAUAUAAAAGCAGAAAAAUGUAAUGUUUUGUUAAUAAUUGCUACUUGGAUAGGCCUACACAACCCUUGUGUUUCACCACAAAAUUAAAAACUAAAUGCAGUCUUUUAAUUGGCAGUUUUAGAAGUGCAAUGUAGAUAUCAUAAUGCCCUAAUCAGAUUUUAUUUAACAGUGUAUUUAAAUGACACGCAGCUGUCAAAAUAGUAAGUUUAUCUUCUUACAAUUUUUGUUAAUCAGUAAUCCUGUUAAGAACUAGCAUCAAAAUUUGAGGGGUAUUUAGUCAGCUUUCCUCUGACUUGAUAGGCAAGCCAAGGAUUAAGAACGCCUUCCUGCCCUGUAACUCUCUUCUGUAAAUGCCUAAUCCUGCAUUGUCAUUAACUUGUUAACACUUUGCAACAAGGCCUCAAAAUAAAACAAGCCCCCAACUCACUUGUCAUAUGAUCUGGCCAGAGAUAUGGAGCAAUUACAAGACCACCGCAAAUUCCAGUGCCAGUCAAGCUGCCAUCCACAGAGAUUGGGAACUGCCAGUUGUUCAUUUGUGGGGAAUUAUUUUAUAUUUGUUAUAAUUCAAGCAAGUCUGGGCAGUGUGUAUGGAGGUUCUAGACUGCCUAGAUUCAACUUGAUCCUUAUUUAAUUAUUCAGUGAAGAGCUUUUAUUUUCUUUCAGCAACUUUAUAGAAAAAAGCCAGGAUUAGCUAUUACUUGUGCAAAGCUACCUCAAAACAUGGACAAAAAUCGGUACAAAGAUGUUCUGCCAUGUGAGUAUUAAAUUACCUUUUGCCUUUCAUUUCCUUUAAUAUUUAACUUGUAAUAUUUAACAGUAAUUCCAUGCCUAUCAGCCUAAAAGUGAAUCAGGACCGAAAUAAGGUGAUUUCUACGUAUUCAGGGUAAGCAAAAGUACAUUUGUUGUACAUAAAUGGGGCAACUAAUCCUGAUUACCUUAUGCCAUCUCUAAAGAUCCAUGACAGCUCCACUAGUAGAUCAAAUAUCUCCCUACACAGGGAGCUUGCACAGAGUAUAACAGUGCUUGUGGAACAGUGGUUCAAGACCCAUUCACAGAGAGUACUGCCCUUUUACCACACAGAAACUGCAACAAAAGCAGUCACAGGCAUACACUGACACCAGUACCCUCCAGUUGCCCAUAGGAUAUGGGAUUUGAAAGCAGAAAUUGGAGGCUGAGCCCCACCAGACAGAAGGCUGGAAGCCCCCACUGAUCUCUGGACAGCUAGAAACUCAAACCUUUUUCAGCCUAUACAGAGCAGUUCCCAAACUGCUCAACCACAGCAGCAGACAGGUUGUGGGGCAUUGGCCUUUCCCUCAUAGCAAUCAAUGUUAGGAGCACAGGGACUGAAGGUGAAACCCUGAUCUCAUAAAACAACUUAAGUCUUGCAUGCUAGAGGCCCGUGGUUCAAACCCAGAGUACAAACCUGGUCUUGAAAAGGGUGAGCCCACCCCUAGUGUUCUAAUGGGCACACCUAAGAUAAUCAUCCCUCUUUGACCCACCACUCCUUUUGACAUCCCAUGUGACCAAUCCAUCCCCUAAUUAAUUUAGCUGACAGGCUAGCCCUGCCCAGUAGCAUCCCAGCAGGAUUCAUUGUCCCCACCGGCCAACCACUCCCUACCAACAAAGAAACAACAAGGUGCAAGAGGAGACCACUAGUGCAAAUGGAUGACCAAUCCCUGCUGCUCGUAAAAGAACAGCCGGCAGCAUGUUGGCCUGAUCUUUUAGUUGGCCUCUUUUCAUUUGCACACAAUGAGUGUUUUGAGAGCAUAUGGGAAGGCAGGAGAAUCAGGAGUAAGGGAAAGCCACUGAGGCACAGUGCAUAACACUACAAAGCUCCAGCAAACAGUUAAUCAUCAGGUCAUGCACAGUACCAUAAUAGUCCCUGAAUCUGUGCUAUAGGUAUGUGGAGAAAGAAAGAUUGAUGUCACCUGAGUGCUUGUUGACCAUAUCCCAUCUGCUUCAAACUGCUCCUGUGCUCCACUCAAAGUUUAACAAGAGAGUACUGUAGUUUGAGUCAUCUGAAGUCCUAAGCUAACCGCUAUAACUUACCAGAAUACUCUAUGUUCUCAGGCUGUUGGUUGCAUGAAACGUAUCUUACUAUAUGUGGGCUGUAUAAGCAAGCCAAGAACCAAUUAAUUAAGCCCUUAUUGGUAAAUUUACCAGGAAACUCUGAUAUCUUUUAUCUCAAGUAUCUCUUUGAUGAUAAGGAAUUUUAGUCAUGGCAAAAUUUCUCUCACAGGUAGUUAGAAUUAGAAAUCAACAUGUCUUGGAUAGAAUUAGAAAUCAACAUGUCUUGGAUAGAAUUAGAAAUCAACAUGUCUUGGAUAAAACACAGUGACUGUCUAGUAAUGUCUUUUCCAUAUGUUUGCUGUACUUUGCUUUUGAAAUUGCUCUUGAAAUUGUUUUUGCGGGUCUUUGGACCAUAAUAAUGUUUGUGUGGUAAGCCUAUCUUGAACCAGGGCUUUUUAGAACCAUAUAGCACAACAGGGGAUGGAAAUCAGAAGGGUUUCAAAAGGAGGAAAGUGUUGUUUCCUCCCUGUUCCCCUUUGACCUGGACCAGAUGUUGUUAAGCUACAACUCUCAUCAUUUGCCAGGAGGGACAGCAGUCAAGGAUCAGGGAGUGGUUGUCUCAACAACAUCUAGGAACUUGAUGUUGAGAAAGCCUCCCCUAGACAGUGCUGUGUUUUGUAGUAUUGCUUCAGAAAACAACCUGAUUUGGCUCAGACAAAUUUAGAGGCUGCCUAAUUUUGGGGGAACGAAACUUCAUGUCUUCCCAUUCACUUCUUUCUCCCCAUUUUUGACAGAAUUAGAUGGAAUUUGGAGGCAUAAUAGGCCCUCGGGCAGACCCUCCUUUAUUCUGCUAAAUUCCAGUAGGAUAGGUUCAGGAGGGGUUGUGCUGGGCACAUUAAACUUUGAUUAUUAUUUUUAACAGCAUAUAAGUUUUCUGAAUUGAAUGAAAUUUGUAUGUUUUAGGGGAUGAACACUGCCAAACGUUUGCAGUUUUGGUGGGGUUAAUCUCCCGUAUUCUGUUGCCAUCAAUUUUAUGAACAUUGUAAAAAUCAUAGAAGUGCUCAUAAGAAACCUGUCAGAAGUAUAAAUGCAGGAGCUAAGGCGUUAAGAUGAAGGGGUGGGGGACUCACCUUCAGACUUGGCUCUGCUGAGUUAGCACUAAAAGUCACAGAAAUGAAGUGUAAACUGACUUGACAGGACUGUUUCAAGUAAGCAGCAGCAGCAGAACUAGCACAGAACAGAGCAGAAGGUGAUCUAUUACUUUAGCAUCACUGCUUCGGAACACUGUGAUUUGAGAUUCCUGAUAAAAUCAUUCCCUCUGAUUAGAAGCUAUAAAACACUCAGCAAAAAAAGGAGCCCCCCCCAUUUUCACAUUCACUUAUAUGGCAUUCACUUGAGGAUAAUUUAUCGCUUUUGGCAGACCCACUGCCUGCGCUGUUUUCUCACUUCGGAGAUUCCUGUUUUUAUCUGGGAACCUUUGGAGUGACCCCACUUUGGUUUGAAAGCCCAAGAUCUUUCUGAAGCAACCACUUCUGCUCAAGAUUCAGGAUUCAUUUGAAUCUGGCACAUUCUAUUCUUUCGUGUCCUAUUUGGUCAUAGUUCAUUUACUUAAGUUUUCAAAAUACUGUGUUUGCAGACCAUAUUGUGCAGCUAAUUGAUUCCCCAUCUCUGUGAAAAGUGAUACUAAUUUAUAUAACCUAAUUACUAUUUUUUUCUCUUGCUAGAUGAUAUCACUCGAGUAAUAUUACAAGGAAAUGAUGAUUACAUAAAUGCAAAUUAUGUUAACGUAAGUAACACAGAUAGGUCUUGAAAUAAUUACGACAAGUUGUUUCCAUACUAGUGGGCCUAUUAAAAUUAAUGGACAGGACUAACUUAGGUCCAUUAGUUUCAAUGGGUCUACAGAACUAAAAGUAUCAAAAUUAUCAGAAUUUCUUGUACAAUUUCUUGUUCAAUUUUGAUUUAGUGACCUAAUCGUGUGGGUUGAUGUUGUAUUUGAGGAUGACUAGAAAUACUAAUAGUUGUUGUUAUUUAUUAUCCACUUGCCUUUGCUAAUACUUCAAGUAAAAUUACCUAUAAGAAUCAACCUUAUUUACAGCUUUCUUUCUUCUCGUAGCUGGAAAUUCCUCCUGCAGGCAUUGUGAACAAAUACAUAGCCACUCAAGGGCCUCUUCCACACACCUGUGUUCAUUUCUGGCAAGCAGUUUGGGAUCACAGAUUAUCACUGAUUAUCAUGCUGACCACCCUUACGGAACGAGGGCGGGUAGGUACAGUUUUCCUGAUUAUCAAGCCAUUCCGGGGGGUGGAGGUUUGCAUGUGAAUUGAGAUGUGGUUUGCUGGUCUGCUUGGCACAUUGGAACUAGGCCCUCUUUCUUCAUUCUUCAGUGUAACUUAGCAGGUGGACAAUAAGUUGUGGCUUGUGAAUUUUUUUAGCAUAUCAAGGUUCAGGAACCAAGGAGCUAUUUUGUUUCCAGCAACUGAAAGGCUAAAGAUGAAAGCCUUAUAUACUCUGGCCUGCUCCUAACUCCAGCUGCUGUGGCGGCGGCUGGAGAUAUUUUGGGGAUUGCUUCUGCUAACUCUUUGGCCUGGACCUGGGCCUUUUGUCAUGUCAAUUAGUACAUGGUAUGUUCUGUGUUUAUUAUUAGCAUUGCUUGAGCAACCCUCUAAGAUAUGUUUCCAUAGAAGAUAUAAAUGUGACAGGAUGAGUUUUUCUUUUGUGUUAGACCAAAUGCCAUCCUUAUUGGCCUGAUCCUCCAGACGUUCUUGAUUACGGCAACUUUCGUGUCAAGUGUCGAUCUGAAGAUUGUACCAUUGCUUACGUGUUUAGAGAAAUGGUUAUUACAAAUAUUGAAGUAAGUGAUUUUUACUUUUUCAGUUUGCUACAAGAAAAAAUACAUAUUAAAACUUCACACAUGGUUAUGUACAUGUUGUGCUUUUUGUCUGAUCUAAAUGCUGCUGCGCUUGGUCCAUUGGUCAGCCUUACUGGAAUAUGUAUCUACAAAGAUUAUUUGAGUCAAAGCUAACCUUCUGGUUGUUUAUUAUUAUUAUUAUUAAGAAGCAACUCAAGUAUAAGUGCUUGUGCUGUUACUUAUUUUGUCUUUAUUCAUUAGUAAGGGCCCAUUCAAACAGCUCUUAGAUGUUUGUGGUAUGAGAUUCAAUAAAGAGCUUGGAUGCUUUCUUUGUCACUAAUGCAUGUGCAUGCUUACAUGGGUGAGAAUACAUAUACAAGUUUGCAUGUACAUGCCAAAACUUAGAACUCCCGUUUCUAUAUGAAUAAGUGAUUGCUAAAUGAACACUAAGUCUGUGUGCAGUACAGUGUUACAGCACUCAAUUCCUUAUUUUGCUGCACAGAAAAAUGAGGAGAGAGAAUCCUACACACCUGAAUGGUAAUGCAGUGUAAUGUAAACAAUUGCAAAGUGAUAAGCAUUGGACCAAAAAUCCUAGUUUCACAACUAUCACAAACAGAUCCUAGUGAUGACUGAGAAGGAAUGAAACCUUGCAGUUUGUGGUAGGUAGCUCAAAUGACCCAAGUGUGAAGAAGCUGUGAAAAACAUCAAUUCUGUUUUAGGGGUAAUUUGGAAAAUAACAAAAAACAUGCUAAAUAUUAAUAAAUAUUUAGUAAUAAAAUACUAUUACUAUGCAAAUCUAUGGUGCAACCAUAUUUGGAACACUGUAUCUGGAUGACAGUUGUGAGAACAGCAUGUUGGAGUAGAUGGGUUCUUGGCCUGAUCCAGCUGGGCUCUUCUUAUUACACUUCCAAUACAGCCUCCUAUGAUGAAUGAACAGUAAAUGCAGAAGAACAAAGCAUAGGAAGCUGCAUGGAAGCCACUGGGACCCUUUCUUGUCCCAGUCCAUAUUGUUUGAUGCAGCUUUACCUAUCCAGCUGUUGUUUGUUUCAGUUUGGCUAGGGCCACUGACUUCUAAUGAGCUUUGAGUAUUCAUGCAGACUUUGGCAAAAUAUAGCCACAUGUAGACUUGGCUAUGGCAGCAUAACUGGUAUAUGGCAAAUUUGGUUUGGAGCUGAUUGCUUGUUUUUGCAUCUUUUGUUCAUUAAACAGACCCUACCUACAUUUUGUGUCAGGUAUACUGUGACAGAGUUGGCAGAGUUUUUUGCAAAAUGGAAGCAAUCUGCUUUGGACCAAACUAUGUAUUACAUUAUAUGUGUUACUGUGUUGAACUCACCUGUUUUUUUUUAAAUGGCUGCAGAGAUUAGGUGCAUAAAGAGAUGGGUUUAAUGUUUCCCUUCUGCUGCAGUCUGCUUCAAACUGCUGACCUCCAAGCUCUUCCCAACACCUAAGCUGUUCUUUACCUGAAGCAGCUUUCUUCCCACCAGGUGGCAGUCCCAGCCAUAAAGAGACAAAGUGCCUUGAGAGGGAGUCCCCAGGGAACCCAGUGUGUUACAGGUGGCUUUGAGUUAGGAUUCUCUGUAUGUGACAGUAUUUUGCCUUCCUAAAAAUGGAAAUAUAAACAGUUUGCUAUGUUGAAAAUUGAGCUUUUAUGAGAAAUAGCUAUAGCACAGUUUCACAUAUUUGAUUGGUCUAUGGAGUACAGAAAACAUUCAGAUGAGAAUGUAACUAGAUUUCUAGUAGGUUUACUGUACAUUGUCAGGGUUUACUGAGAGAGACAACAGAAAAUACUAUUCUGGAGAUGGGGGGUGGGGAAAGAGAUUUAGCUAAUAAAGAAAUAAAUGAUGCACUGCUUUUGACCACAAAUCAACAAUAUUUAUUGUUGAGCUAUCUAAAUGCAAGACUCUGAACUGACAAAUGGUUUGUUUGAUAUUUUCCCAUUACAUAAUUUUCAGUUAAGGCUGUUUUUACAGUAAUGUCUGUAGUCCUUUAUAGUGAAAAUGUUAAUUUAUUUCAGACAGAGGAAGAACACACAGUCACUCAUCUCCAGUAUGUGGCUUGGCCUGAUCAUGGUGUCCCUGACGAUUCCACAGACUUUUUGGAAUUUGUGACCUACAUGAGAUCAAAGAGAGUGGGAAAUGCGCCAGUUCUUGUUCACUGCAGGUGCAGUAAAUAAUUGUGCAUAUAACCAUUUGGCAUAAUAGUUUGUGAUAGUUCUUGAGUCUGCUUUAUGAAUAUUGAAUGUGUUAUAGCUGAUAGUGAAUCAAAACUGCUCUUGCUGCUUCAGGCUGCUUAGGGACUGUUCAAAUGUAUUUGAAGUGCUUAUUCCUUUCAGUGGACUUUCCCAAAAGACAGAAAACAUAGCUUAAAUGUGACUGGUUGUAAAUGCAACUUGGUUGCGUGAUUUUAUGUGGGGUGGGGUUUAUUGUUAUUGUUUUCUUUUUUAAAAAUAGAACUUAUAGGAAUCCCACUGGAUCAGAUAAAGGGUCCUUCUAGUUCAGCAUCUGUUUCCUAGUGGUGGCCCACAAACAAGGCAUGAAGACAUAACUCAGUAGCUGGCACUCAAUGGCAUAUUAUCUCUAAACCUGAAGAUUCCAUGUAAUCACCAUGUCUAGUAGUCAUUCAAAGACUUAUUAAUUUAUUCCUCUCUCAUAUUACAACUUGGGGUCAUGCAAUGAAACAGAUUGGUAGAAUAUUCAGGACAGACAAAAGGAGGUACUUCUUCACCUGGCAAUUAUUUGAUUCAUAGAAUUCUGUGCCAUAAGAUGUGGUGAUGGCCACUAGCUUAACUAGCUUUAAGAGUAGAGUAGAAAAAUUCAAAGAAGAUACGUACCAGUAAUGUAGCUAUAUUAUGAAGUUAAAAGUGGUGGGAACCCAGAAGGAAAAGUGACAGUUCCACUCUAUUCUGUGCUGUUUAGACCACAUCUGGAGUACUGUGACCAAUUUGGGGCACCACAUUUUAAGAUGGGCAUCAACAAACAAUAGUGUGUCUGGAGGAAGGUGACGGAGAUGGCAAGAAGUCUGAAAACUAAGUCCUAUAAUUAAUAGUUGAAAGAGCUGGAUAUGUUUAGCCUGGAUAAGAGAAGAUGGAGGAGGGACAUGAUAUCUGAGGGGUUGUUAUGCAGAAGAUGGCACAAACUGUUCCACAAGACAGGCCUAGAACCUAUGAAUGGAAAGUGCUGGGAAGCAUAUUUGGCUGAAUGUUAGGAGAAACUUACUAACUAUAAGAGCUAUCUAACAGUAGAACAGUGUGCGUGCCUAAGAGGUGGCCUUUGCUUUGCCACCUCUUUGAGAUGUUUUAGCAGAGGUUGGACUGCCGUCUGUCAUCCUCCGUUGCAGGAGGCUGGACUCGAUUACCUCCAUGGUUCCGGGCAACUCUGAUUCUAUGGAACCUCCAGUUUCAGAGGCCACUGAAUACCAAGUGCGUUAUUGCCUUGAUGUCCCUCGUGUGGGCUUCUCAGAGGUAUCUGGUGUGCUGGACUGUAUUGACCCUUGCUCUGAUCCAGCAGGGCUGCUCUUCUGUGUGGCAGCACACAAUUCCUUAUUGUGCACUCAUAGACAUCUCAUUUGCAAGAUGCACAAUCUCUUCUAUGGUUGCAUAGAGCACAUUCUUGCUUUUCUAAACCAUGCUUAAAUAUAUAUGCCAAUAUGAUUUUAAUCAUGGUUGUCUAAGUUUGCUGUUUAUAAUUAUUUGAAACCAGGAUUUGAAGCUGGCUGGAAUUUCUGGUUAAGCAGUGUACCUGAUUAUUUUUAACUAUCAUUGAUUUUGAUGCCAGUGUAUCCUUUAGCCACUGUUAUGGUGGGUGGAGGAAGUUUGCCUUGGGUAAGGGAGGAGCGUAUCAUCUUCUGGCCUGCUCUCAGUCUCUUAACUGUGAGGAGAUAACUCCUUUUGCCCCCCUCUCCCAAUAGGGCAGCUAUGACCAUUGAAUUUUUCUUUGUGAUAUCCUGUUACUUCGGGGAGGGGGGAGCAAAACUACUAGCUUAAAUUAGAUUAAAUUACAUAUUUAACCAUUGAUUACUAAAACUUACUUGUUUUCUCCAUUUUUCUGUGAAAUGUUUUCUUACAAAUUUGCAAAGAACAUGUUGCUGAAGUGAUUUUUAAGUGUUCUGUUGUAUUCAGCAUUCCUAAUAUUUUCAAGAGAUUUUCAGUAUUUUUAAAAAAGCCAUAAUUUUAAUAUGAAUUCAGGACAAAACAUAUGCUUUGGUUGUUGUUGCUUUAAAAAAAUGCAGUCUUGUUGCUUACCUCUUGCAGUGCUGGAAUAGGCCGGACUGGAGUAUUGGUUGCUAUGGAAACAGCUCUGUGCUUAAUUGAAAAAAGCCAACCUGUUUAUCCACUGGAUAUUGUACGAAAGAUGCGAGACCAUCGUGCUAUGAUGGUGCAAACAUCAGUAAGUAAAAAGUACAGGAGCCUAUUUUCAAUGUGUUUGACCCAGUUUCAAUAUAUUGAAAUCAUAUAAUUGUAAUGUUUGAAGGGUCCUCAGUGGUCAUCUAGUCCUGCCCUCAAGCUGAUGCAGGAAGUUCAUUGCUUAAGCAUCCCUUGCACAUAGUGAUUCUGUCUCUACUGAAGAACACUUAAUUGCCUUUAAAGUUGCCAUGCUUCAACAAAAUACUUUCAGAGGGAGAUUCCAGCAUGAAUUAGAACUAUUCAAGAAAUCCUGUUGUAUUUACUGAGGCCUGAAUUGAAACAGUGGUUUCCUGUGCACUAUAGAUUUCAUUUGGCCUAGAUAAACACAUUUUGACUUGUGCCUCCUCCUCUAUUCUGCUGGUUUAUCUCUGUUUCCUGUCUCUGCUGCCUAUCUCAGCUCUUCAGAGAUGGACUUAAAUCACCUGAAGAACCUAAUGCUGAUCUCUCCCUGCCCCCUGCACAUGCUAUCCAUCUUGGUCUUAAAGGCAAUGCUGGUAUUAACUUCAGUGUAUGAAAAUGAUGGCAUUGUAGCUGACCAUUGUACUGAUAUUAUAUAAAUGAAAUCUAACUUAGGUUAUUUUUAACCUUUUCCUUUUUUUAUUGUGUGUGUGUUAUGCAGAGUCAGUACAAAUUUGUCUGUGAAGCUAUUCUUCAUGUUUAUAAAGAAGGACUAGUACACCCGCUGGAUUCCAGUUAG
Messenger RNA from Podarcis lilfordi (Lilford's wall lizard), 68275 nucleotides. NCBI's taxonomy places the organism in Eukaryota, Metazoa, Chordata, Lepidosauria, Squamata, Lacertidae. The record is from the annotation of a GenBank genome assembly.